Coregonus sp. 'balchen' is the source of this 44982-nucleotide messenger RNA. The record is from the annotation of a GenBank genome assembly. NCBI's taxonomy places the organism in Eukaryota, Metazoa, Chordata, Actinopteri, Salmoniformes, Salmonidae.
AUGAACGGCGGCCGGCACCGUCCAUCUCACAGAAACUGGACAGCGGAGCUCAGUGGAGCCCAGCGGAGCCCCAGAGCAGCCCAGCUCAGGUUGGAGGGACGCCGCAGGGACAGAGCCUCUCCUCUGGGAUGAGGAAUUCUGUCCCCUGGCUGUCAGCCUCUGGAGAGAAGCUGGGGGGGCUACUAAUAAAGUAUUCAGAGAGGAAGUACUGUAGUAUGUACAGUUUAGUCAUUUGGACAGCUAUUGGUCUAUACUGUAGUAGCCUAUGUACAGCCACAUAGAGACUGCACAGCAAGUUCUCCAGUGUUAAAUCAACAAUAACCACAUUUCCAUCCACAGUUUUUAUGCGAGUAAAGUCAUACCGUAUAAAAAACAAUCACCACAGCUGUGAUGGAAACAGGAAGUUUCGGUACAAUUUUAUAAAUGCCGACAUGAUUUGUACGUUCGACAUGGUGGGAUCUUUUUGUGUCUGUAAAAUUAAUUAUGCGAGAAAUGGCGGUGGAAAUGCCUUUAUGCGUAACUAUUGAUAUAAUAACCAUAAUAUUGAAGUAAACUUGGAGUCACGCGAUGAUAUGGGUGUGUGGUCCUCCCACUAUGACUCGGGAAACCUUAGGCUACAGAUGAAAUAAGUUAUGAUGAACUUCAAAGGGUGGUGAAAGUGUACAGUGAUCUUGAUGCUCUUUUCCAAUAAAUAUCGAGGGUCUUAUUCUGGUGACAUGAUGAUCGAUGCUUGACUGCCGUUUGACAAAUACAAAUAUUUAUCCAUAAUAAUCUCAUAAUGUAGACUAGCCUACCCACACAGCCUAACCACACUGUAUCUGCCAGCUGUUGGCUAGAGCGCACAUGCCAAGACCAGAGUAGGCACAUUUGCUAUUUAACGCAACCGUUUUUGUGAUAUACUGUAACUAUCGGUAGAGUUGAAUAUGCGAUGGAAACAAAUUGAACUUUAGAUUUUUUUAUUUUGUGUGUGCUACAGUAUGUCAUCACCCACUGAUUUUUAUCCACAACAAGUCUGUUUGGUGGAAACACACCACUGGUGGGAAAAUAUGCAUAUUUUCUUUAUACUGAUUCUAGAAUAUUUGCAUGAAAAUCUGUCACCAAUUAGACGGAAAGAUAGCUACUGAGAGUGUUAAAUUAACACUGAAUGUGUGGACCCGUAUAAACACUGGAACAGUGUUAAAAAACAAUCAUACUAAGUGACCCAAUGCCUGCAACCCAGCAGUUGGGUCAUCCAAACAACCCAGUAUGUACGGUAUGUCCUCAAAAUAAGGCCUUAUGAAAUACAUAUUGUAUUGUUAAAUAAUUACAUUUUAAUGAUAACCUAUUCACUUAGGAUCUCACUUGGUGAAGUCCAUAGGACUGAAAAUGGAUGAAUGCAACAAGCAUGUCUCUGUCACUAACAAAUUCACAGUUAUGGGUGACAACUCUACAAUUCACUCGAAAGGCACUCUGGGAAAUAUGCUAAUAAAGCUUUACACUAAGCAGUGUGUUAAUUCAACACUGUUAAGUGUCUAUACCGGUCCACACUUCUAGUGUUAAUUUAACACUGGGGAAUUUGCAGUGUGUAAUAAAGCAUUCAGAAAGGAAUCAGAGGAAUGCUGUACUGUAGUGUACAGUCAUCUGGACAGCUAUCUACUGUAAAGUUGCAUUCCAUAUGUCCCCAACAUGGCUAUUGACUAACAACAUGGCUCUAUUUCUAAUCAAAAUGUCUGUGUCUUGUCUUGUUUACAAUUAUGAGGACAUAAUUUGCAGUUAAACGUAAGGUGACUGCUGUCUUUAUGAUGUUCUGUUAAAAGGCCUUGUAAAGGACAGCCGUUUUACAACUCUCAGAAUCCCUUUUAAAAUGUCCAUUAAGCCCCAUGGUGAACUCUGAAGAUUUAUCACAUGCUGUCUGUCGCCAGCCAAGCCAUGUGUUAUAGGUUUGUUUAUUUUGGCAGUUCGCUCUGUUUAAAAUGUAACAGGCCAUGUUUUGUGGCUACACUGUUUUGAGUGUGCUGUGUCGCCGGUAAAAGAGGCUGGUGAAUUGGAUAUCAGUAUGGUGUCUUGGGUUGCUGUCAAAACCAUGCAGAAGCUCUCUCUCCUUCUCUAUUUCUUUUUGUCUUAAUAUUAUUUAUCUCGCUCCCUUUCUUAGUCCUUGCUCUCUUUCUAAAAAAAACAGACAUGCACAGUCAUUCACACACACACGCUACAAAACCUGCAUAGCUCUCAGCAGACCACCACCUGAACCUGGAUGCUCCCACAUCAUCCCUUACUAGGAAAAGCUCCAAAUAGCCUAUGGUACAUCAGAGCCUUGUCUGUAGCUGGCCUACGGUACAUCAGAGCCCUGUCUGUAGCUGGCCUACGGUACAUCAGAGCCUUGUCUGUAUCUGGCCUACGGUACAUCAGAGCCUUGUCUGUAGCUGGCGUACGGUACAUCAGAGCCUUGUCUGUAGCUGGCCUACGGUACAUCAGAGCCUUGUCUGUAGCUGGCCUACGGUACAUCAGAGCCUUGUCUGUAGCUGGCCUACGGUACAUCAGAGCCUUGUCUGUAGCUGGCCUACGGUACAUCAGAGCCUUGUCUGUAGCUGGCCUACGGUACAUCAGAGCCUUGUCUGUAGCUGGCUUACGGUACAUCAGAGCCUUGUCUGUAGCUGGCUUACUGUACAUCAGAGCCUUGUCUGUAGCUGUCCUACGGUACAUCAGAGCCUUGUCUGUAGCUGGCCUAUGGUACAUCAGAGCCUUGUCUGUAGCUGGCCUACGGUACAUCAGAGCCUUGUCUGUAGCUGGCCGACUCAUCUGAUUUAUUUUUACAACGUCUUGCUCUGUUUGAUAAAACUGUUUAGCAGUCAGAAACAGGGUCCCGAGAACUUUGGCCGGCCAGCCGUUGAUGCUGCUGGAGAAAGGUCAGAUGGGAUCGGAGCUAAACACCUUGGCUUGCCCUCUAGUCUGCACUGUAAAUCCUAGACUUAAUGUCCACACUGGUACGUGUGUGUGCAUGUCUGUGAAAAACAGAGAGAGAAAGAGAAGUGAUCUCAAUCCCACCAGUACCUCCAAGCCCUUUAUCUAAGACGUUCCUAUGAGGCUGAGUGUUACAGUAAGCUGGCAUGGGUUAGGAGAGCAGAUGGUACGGUUGGGAUGCCCUGUGGUGGUGUAAGUACGUCAGGGCGGCUCUCCUCUCCUCUUUUCUCUGGUAAACCCGUCCUCCGCUCCCGCUCUCGCUCGCUGCGCUCGUCAAAAACUGCCAACUCAGCAUUCUUUCCAAGCUGCCGCAUUUUCAUAGUCUUAAGAGCUUACAUGGAUGGCUGGCUUUCAUUGCUGGCCUGGCCAUCCGUUGGCCGCUGUGCGUGUGCGUGUGCGUGUGUGUGAUUCAAAUAAACCAAGAGGCCAGUGCCAAGAAUAUGAUGCCCUUUCUUUCUCCCUGCUAGCUAAGGGGGCUGAAGGGAAGUGCAAGAAGGCAGUACAAGGAGGCAGUAGGGAGCAGACCUGGGUUCAAAUCUUUUAAAUACUUUGAGUGUUUGCUUUGCUUUUUUGGGACUUUUCUAUUGGUUCUAUUGCAACAGGCAAGCUCAAUCAAGUAUUUGAAAUUAUUUCCAAUACUAUUGAACCCAGGUCUGCUAGGGAGGCGAUUGGGAGUCGGUCGGUAAGGGUUGAUUGGAGGCAGUAAGGGUUGGUGAGUUGAUUACAACAAGUGGUCAACACAUUCCCCCUGUUCCUGUUCCUCUUAGAAAAUAUGUGAUAUUUUCUAACGCAUCCGUGUGUCUAGUUAGGAAUUACACAUGUUGUCUUACUUUUAAUACAAUCACCGUGUUGGCACAUUUAACACAUGAUAUGUGUAUAUUUUUUAAAAACAGUGAUUAUUUUAAAAGUAACACAUCAUCCCUAACUAGACACACGGAUGUGUACAUUUUAUUUAUUUAUUAUCUGUACAUGCAAAAUAUCCUUCUUGAAAGAUGUCAAACAUGUUAGUGCUAGUUAGAUACACAGUUCAGUGAAACCUACUCAGACAAUUUUGUACCUGAGAUCAGACUUUUGUUGGCUAUGGUAGCGAUUUAUACCUUGUUAGAGGCAAAAAUGUACCUCUACUAUAGACAUUUAAACUGGUACAGCACUCCCAAUCACGGGUGGCCAAUAAUAACUACCUGAAAGCUAUGUCCCCACUAAGCCAUGCCUCCAAUAUAAUUUCCCAGUGUGCCUUGUCUUGUUGAGUGAAUUGUAGAGUUACCACCCAUAACAGUAUGAUGCCAGGACAACAACCUCUCCCUCAACGUGAGCAAGACAAAGGAGCAGAUCGUUGACUACAGGAAAAGGUGGGCAGAGCAUGCCCCCAUUCACAUUGAUGGGCUGUGGAGUCAAGAGCCUCAAGUUCCUUGGUGUCCACAUCACUAAAACUAUCCUGGUCCAAACACACUAAGACAGUUGUGAAGAGGGCAAGACAAUGCCUAUUCCCCCUCAGGAGACUGCAAAGAUUUGGCAUGGGUCCUCAGAUCCUCAAAAAGUUAUACAGCUGCACCAUCGAUAGCAUCCUGACUGGUUGCAUCACCGCUUGGUAUGGCAACUGUUCAGCAUCCGCCCGCAAGGCGCUACAGCCCAGUACAUCACUAGGGCUGAGCUUCCUGCCAUCCAGGACCUCUAUACCAGGCAGUGUCAGAGAAAGGCCCUAAAAAUCGUCAAAGACUCCAGCCACCCAAGUCAUAGACUGUUCUCUCUGCUACAGCACAGCAAGCGGUACCGGAGCGCUAGGUCUAGGACCAAUUGGCUCCUUAACAGCUUAUACCCCCAAGCCAUAAGACUGGGAAGGUUGAACACCAGAUGGGCUGCAGCAUUCUGGAUGAGUUGUAGGGGUUUAAUGGCACAGGCAGGGAGCCCAGCCAACAGCGAGUUGCAGUAAUCCAGACGGGAGAUGACAAGUGCCUGGAUUAGGACCUGUGCCGCUUCCUGUGUAAGGCAGGGUCGUACUCUCCGAAUGUUGUAGAGCAUGAACCUACAGGAUCGGGUCACCGCCUUGAUGUUAGCGGAGAACGACAGGGUGUUGUCCAGGGUCAUUACAUACUGUAUCUCAUAAGGCUUUAUUUUGAGGGAGAGUUUAGCCUUAUACAUUGGCCUCAAACUCAUGGUUUACAAGCCACAUCAGGCCUGCAAGUGGGGUUGCAACAUUUCAGUAACUUUCCCAAAAUUUCCCAGGUUUUCCAGAAUUCCUGCUUAUUCCCUCCCAUUUUCCAAGAAGUUCCCAACUGGGAUUUCUGGAAAUCCUGGGAAAGUCACCAGAAUUUUGCAACCCUACCUGCAAGUCACAUUAUGCUGGCUUGCAGAGUGAUGUGUAACUCCUAUUGGAAUCCCGCCAGUGCUAGGAUAUCCAACAGUUGGAAUUUUUAUUUAACCUCAGAAUGACUGCCAGGGUUAAAUAUAUUGUUCUUCUCCUCCGGAGUUUAACGGCGGUUGGCUUCCAAUAUGUUGCAUUACCACCCCCAACUGGACUAUAAUAUAAAUCCAUUAUACUUUGUGAUACAAAAUGGAAAAAAUAUAUACAAAAUACAUAAUAACAAUACAAAACCUAUCUUCCAACUAGCCCUACACUCAUUAAAAACCCACUACCCCAUUCCACUACUUUGAGCCUAUCUUAAAUAUAUUGUGAGGAGACUACCUAAGCCAUUUAAACUGAAACAACCAUUUCAGUAAUGGGUGCAAGAAAAAAAUCUAACUAACUGAUUGGAUUAGUUUAGAAAAAUUGAUGUUAUUUCUCUUUGUGUGGCAUAAGAUUAAUCAAUCAAUGUAAAUGCAAAGACACACAAAAAAAAAAAUCGACCUGCAGUACAGCAUGCUGGGAAAUAUGAUAAUGAUUAUGGUAAAAAUAUGCCUAACUAGCCUUACUUCUUGAAAACUUGUCUGAGAGAAUAAAUCAGGAAUAAAAUGUUGCCAUGUCCUCUCCGCAUUAGCCUCAAAUGUUCACCUCAUUCAGAUAAAGAGUAAAUGUACCUUGUUUCUUGUUUCGUAUUCCUCCUGCUGCCUGGCUGAGGCUCAGUCCAGGCUGUCAGUUGUCACUUCACUUAACUUUUAAUUGCAGGAAUUGACUCAAAAUGUGUUGAAUCUUUUACACAAAUCAUGUUGUGUCAACACAGUGAUUGUGUUUAAAGUAAUGCAGCAUGUGUCGUCCCUAACUAGACACACAGAUGUGUUAAAGGAAUAACAUUAUUAUCCAAGAGUGUAAGAUCUGCUCUCUCUCUCUCUCUCUCUCUCUCUCUCUCUCUCUCUCUCUCUCUGCUUAAUUUCAUCAUUAAUGGGUUUAGAAUUAAUUACACCUCAUUAAGCCCCUGUUUUACUGGGCGCUUACAACAUAUUUAAUCACUGUUUGGUUCCUGCUUGGCGUUGAUUUAGUCAGAUGCUCCUUUAGAAUCACAGGGGUGCGAGCUGUGUGUCUGGAGGGUGUGUGAGUUUAUUUGUACAUGGUUUAAUGACCAGCCAUUGUGUGGUCUGGCCUCUUAGCAGUAGUCUUAGCUCUAGGGGGGUUCUCUGCUUGUGUUUACUGCUUUGACUGACUACUCUCUCUCAAAUUCAAUACACUGUAGAAGGGGUACUGUGAAUUUGACAGUAGCUUACAGGCAGCUCGGUGGCUGGUAAAAUUCUGUAUUUCAUAUUACAGUACACCUUCUGUAAUAUAAAUAUGGGAUCAAAGCAAGUACUGUGUAAUGACUAAGUAAAAUACCGUAAAUGUACUGUAUUAUACUGUAAAAUAAAUAAAUAUGGAUGCUACCGUAAUGAAUGGAUGAAUUAAUUAAAUUCAUUGAGGAGAGGGUUUUGUAUUUCACAGUAGUUUACUGUAAUUACAAGGAAUUGGUGCAAGUAGGUUGGCUGCUAGUUCUGGCUGUUUGCACAUUAGUAUGUAGUAUUUUAUAUAACUUGCAAUUCUAGAGGUUUUAACAAAGGCUUCCAAACUGGCAGCGACCACAUGGCAAAACAGACCAAAAGGACAUGGCAAAAUGCUUAACCAUUUAAGGUCAACUUAUUCGUUUUUUCCUAAAAUAAUUAAAACAUUAACAUUUCAAAUCAGUUAAAAAUUCAAAAUAAUAAACUAUUCAAACAAUAGUUAAUCAAUCCAACUUAAGCUAAGAGAAAUACAAACAACAAGAAAAAUAAACAAUUAGUCAGUCAUGGUUGGUCUAGUGGAGUGGUUGACAGUGUGUUUGUAUCUUUGUGUUGGGGGAGGGGAAGAGGUUUAAGGUCUAAGACUUGCUGCCACUCCAAUCUGUCCACUAUUCAAAUUGAUGGGGUAGUAUAACCACAUAGAAGUUAAAUUGGUACAGCAUUCUCACUCAUGGGUCCAACAAAUAUAGCCUCUUACAAGGCACACCUCAAAAUAUGUUAAUGAGCCAGAAACAACAAUACCAUACACCCACUAGUGGUCAAAAGGUUUUUGGCGCUCCAAUGAUACAGUACGGUACUGUAUUCUGUGGGGUGGAAUUACAGUACCAUUCGAAAUACAGCAAUUAUUUGCCCCGUCCCACAAUGCACCAUCAUUAACACGAUGCUGCAGUAAACAGUAUUUUACUGUUGAUAAUACACCAAAUUACCGUAUAAUUUACAGUUUUCCAUUACAGUAUAUGCUUGGUAUGAAUGACAAGGUCAAUGUUGCCAAAGCGAAGUGAUGCACAUAACAAUUAUGAAAAUAACAGCGAUAACAAUAAGAAUAGUAGCUAUAAUACUAUAAAACUCCCUCUCUAUGUGCCUCUCCCUCCCUCCCUCUUCCUGUCCCUCUCCCCUCUUCAUUUCUCCUGCCCACUGUAGGCUAUGCUUGGAGGCGCGGGACCCCUACUGUGGCUGGGACAGGAAACAGAGACGCUGCACCACUCUAGAGGACAGCUCCAACAUGAGCCAGUGGAGUCAGAAUAUCACUGUGUGUCCGGUAAGAGCCAUCAGGGAUCCACAGUUUCCCUCUCCCACCUCUGCUCCUCAUUGCAUCUGUUGUCACUUGUACACAAUCCCCCAUAACCCCAUGGGGCUGCCUGCCACAUGGCAACACGGCUGGCUGACACCCUGGAAUACCUCCUCCCUGUCUGGUCUCUCCUGGGGACUGGCCCUACAGUAGUCUGACACUUUAACAGUUUUGUCCUAUGUCAACUCUCCUCAGGGACCCUUUUCCUAGUGUGACAUUGUUACAGUUUGUCCAGGUCGCUCUCGCAAAAUAGUUGUUUAACCUCAAGGGUCUUUCCUGGUUGUUGUCAUACAGUACCACAUGAUUAAUGAUGGCAUCCUGUCCGUUCCAGUCCCUGACACUCUAGUCUCUCUCUGCCCUGUCUGGCUUUUUAGCUAAGGAACCAGACCACCAAUGGCGGCUUUGGACUCUGGGCGGCGUGGCAACCAUGCAGCAAUGACGAUGGCGACGGCACCAGCGCCUGUCUGUGUCGCUCCAGGGCGUGUGACAAUCCCUCCGCUCGCUGUGGUGGGAGGAACUGUGAGGGGCCCACCAUCGAAGUCUCGAACUGCUCCAGGUAUGUAGAACCACCAACCAACCAACCACCUAUCUCACUCACUGUGCAUCCCAAAUGGCACCCAAUAUAGUGCACUACUUAGUCUCUCUGUCCAUACUAGCAUACUACAUAGUAUGGAGCAAUGUAUUGGGCAUGCAUUCUAAGUAGUAUGCUUAGAAUGCUAGUGUGGAUAUUGGAAAUCUGCUCUGGUCAAAAGUAGUGCACUAUGGAGAAUAGGGUGUUAUUUGAGACGCAGCCUCAGACAUGUAGCAUUGUACUCAGGCUGUGACAAAAUUAGCAUUCUGACAGGAUAAGAGGUAUGUCUACAAACCAGGGUUUUGAUUAAAUAAUGUAGGUGACAUCCAAGUUUCCCCUCAGAGGUCUUGUACCGUCUGUGUCUGAGGAAAUUGGCCAAUCACCAUUACUGUGAGAGAACAGCUCUCAGAUACAAAGUGCUGGCUCCUUCAUGCACAGGGUAGCUAUAUAUGUGUGUGUGUGUGUGUGUGUGUGUGUGUGUGUGUGUGUGUGUGUGUGUGUGUGUGUGUGUGUGUGUGUGUGUGUGUGUGUGUGUGUGUGUGUGUGUGUGUGUGUGUGUGUGUGUGUGUGUGUGUGUGUGUGUAACCAUUACAGCUCAGAUACAAAGUGGCGGAGCUCCUUUCAUAGCUAUGCCAGAUUAAACCCAGGUCCAAUUAUCAUUACUGUGAGAGAACUGCUCAGAUACAAAUUGAUACAAACUGUGUGUGGGUAUGUUUUUGUGUGUAUGUGUGUGGCGGUCCUCCUUUCAUAGCUAUGCCAGAUUAAACCCAGGGUGGGAAAAUUGAAUUGUGUUUUAGCCAGAAGUCGCUAUAAAAAAAUAUAUAAUCAUGUUUUAUUGUCACAUACACUGGAUAGGUGCAGUGAAAUGUGUUGUUUUACAGGUCAGCCAUAGUAGUAUGAUAGGUGCAGUUAAAUGUGUUGUUUUACAGGGUCAACCAUAGUAGUAUGAUAGGUGCAGUGAAAUGUGUUGUUUUACAGGGUCAACCAUAGUAGUAUGAUAGGUGCAGUGAAAUGUGUUGUUUUACAGGGUCAAUCAUAGUAGUAUGAUAGGUGCAGUGAAAUGUGUUGUUUUACAGGGUCAACCAUGGUAAUAUGAUAGGUGCAGUGAAAUUUGUUGUUUUACAGGGUCAACCAUAGUAGUAUGAUAGGUGCAGUGAAAUGUGUUGUUUUACAGGGUCAACCAUGGUAGUAUGAUAGGUGCAGUGAAAUGUGUUGUUUUACAGGGUCAACCAUAGUAGUAUGAUAGGUGCAGUGAAAUGUGUUGUUUUACAGGGUCAACCAUGGUAGUAUGAUAGGUGCAGUGAAAUGUGUUGUUUUACAGGGUCAACCAUAGUAGUAUGAUAGGUGCAGUGAAAUGUGUUGUUUUACAGGGUCAGCCAUAGUAGUAUGAUAGGUGCAGUGAAAUGUGUUGUUUUACAGGGUCAACCAUGGUAAUAUGAUAGGUGCAGUGAAAUUUGUUGUUUUACAGGGUCAACCAUAGUAGUAUGAUAGGUGCAGUGAAAUGUGUUGUUUUACAGGGUCAACCAUGGUAGUAUGAUAGGUGCAGUGAAAUGUGUUGUUUUACAGGGUCAACCAUAGUAGUAUGAUAGGUGCAGUGAAAUGUGUUGUUUUACAGGGUCAACCAUGGUAGUAUGAUAGGUGCAGUGAAAUGUGUUGUUUUACAGGGUCAACCAUAGUAGUAUGAUAGGUGCAGUGAAAUGUGUUGUUUUACAGGGUCAGCCAUAGUAGUAUGAUAGGUGCAGUGAAAUUUAUUAUUUUACAUGGUCAGCCAUAGUAGUAUGAUAGGUGCAGUGAAAUGUGUUGUUUUACAGGGUCAGCCAUAGUAGUAUGAUAGGUGCAGUGAAAUGUGUUGUUUUACAGGGUCAACCAUGGUAGUAUGAUAGGUGCAGUGAAAUGUGUUGUUUUACAGGGUCAACCAUAGUAGUAUGAUAGGUGCAGUGAAAUGUGUUGUUUUACAGGGUCAGCCAUAGUAGUAUGAUAGGUGCAGUGAAAUGUGUUGUUUUACAGGGUCAGCCAUAGUAGUAUGAUAGGUGCAGUGAAAUGUGUUGUUUUACAGGGUCAGCCAUAGUAGUAUGAUAGGUGCAGUGAAAUGUGUUGUUUUACAGGGUCAGCCAUAGUAGUAUGAUAGGUGCAGUGAAAUGUGUUGUUUUACAGGGUCAGCCAUGGUAGUAUGAUAGGUGCAGUGUAAUGUGUUGUUUUACAGGGUCAGCCAUAGUAAUGCGGCGCUCCUGGAGCAAAGGGAACAUCAACAGAUUUUUCACCUGUCGGAUCGGGGACUCAAACCAGCAACCUUCUGGUUACUGGCCCAACAAAUAACUUUAGCAGAUUGAAGGAAUGUGUUUCUGGUGUCAAAUUUAGCUCCUGAGCAAGUGGUUCCUCGUCCCUCUCAUAAUCAUAAAUUAUGGCCAUGAUCGUAAAUGUGUUGGUUGCUUGAUACAGUGAGGGGAAAAAAGUAUUUGAUUCCCUGCUGAUUUUGUACGUUUGCCCACUGACAAAGACACGAUCAGUCUAUUAUUUUAAUGGUAGGUUAAUUUGAACAGUGAGAGACAGAAUAACAACAAAAAAAUCCAGAAAAAUGCAUGUAAAAAAUGUUAUGAAUUGAUUUGCAUUUUAAUGAGGUAAAUAAGUAUUUGACCCCUCUGCAAAACAUGACUUAGUACUUGGUGGCAAAACCCUUGUUGGCAAUCACAGAGGUCAGAUGUUUCUUGUAGUUGGCCACCAGGUUUGCACACAUCUCAGGAGGGAUUUUAUCCCACUCCUCUUUGCAGAUCUUCUCCAAGUCAUUAAGGUUUCGAGGCUGACGUUUGGCAACUCGAACCUUCAGCUCCCUCCACAGAUUUUCUAUGGGAUUAAGGUCUGGAGACUGGCUAGGCCACUCCAGGACCUUAAUGUGCUUCUUCUUGAGCCACUCCUUUGUUGCCUUGGCCGGGUGUUUUGGGUCAUUUUCAUGCUGGAAUACCCAUCCACAACCCAUUUUCAAUGCCCUGGCUGAGGGAAGGAGGUUCUCACCCAAGAUUUGACGGUACAUGACCCCGUCCAUCGUCCCUUUGAUGCGGUGAAGUUGUCCUGUUCCCUUAGCAGAAAAACACCCCCAAAGCAUAAUGUUUCCACCUCCAUGUUUGACGGUGGGGAUGGUGUUCUUGGGGUCAUAGGCAGCAUUCCUCCUCCUCCAAACACGGCGAGUUGAGUUGAUGGCAAAGAGCUCGAUUUUGGUCUCAUCUGACCACUUUCACCCAGUUCUCCUCUGAAUCAUUCAGAUGUUCAUUGGCAAACUUCAGACGGGCCUGUAUAUGUGCUUUCUUGAGCAGGGGGACCUUGCGGGCGAUUCAGGAUUUCAGUCCUUCACGGCGUAGUGUGUUACCAAUUGUUUUCUUGGUGACUAUGAUCCCAGCUGCCUUGAGAUCACGCUCAAGGUCCUAAACGAUAUUAUAAACGCGAUCGAUAAAAGACAGUACUGCGCAGCCAUCAUCAUCGACCUGGCCAAGGCUUUCGACUCUGUCAACCACUGCAUUCUUAUUAGCAGACUAAAUAGCCUUGGUUUCUCUAAUGACUGCCUCGCCUGGUUCACCAGCUACUUCUCAGAUAGAGUUCAAUGUGUCAAAUCGGAGGGCCUGUUGUCUGGACCUCUGGCCGUCUCUAUGGGCGUGCCACAGGGUUCAAUUCUCGGGCCGACUCUAUUCUCUGUGUAUAUCAAUGAUGUCGCUCUUGCUGCUGGUGACGCUCGGAUCCACCUCUAUGUGGACGACACCAUUUUGUAUACAUCUGGUCCUUCAUUGGACACUGUGUUAACAAACCUCCAAACGAGCUUCAAUGCCAUACAACACUCCUUCCGUAGCCUCCAACUGCUCUUAAACACUAGUAAAACUAAAUGUAUGCUCUUCAACCGAACGCUGCUUGCACCCGCCCACCCGACUAGAAUCACUACUCUCAGCGGGUCUGACCUAGAGUAUGUGGACAACUACAAAUACCUAGGUGUCUGGUUAGACUGUAAACUCUCCUUCCAGACUCACAUUAAGCAUCUCCAAUCAAAAGUUAGAUCUAGAAUCGGCUUCCUAUUUCGCAACAAAGCCUCCGUCACUCAUGCUGCCAAACAUGCCCUCGUAAAACUGACUAUCUUACCGAUCCUUGACUUCGACGAUGUCAUUUACAAAAUAGCCUCCAACACCCUACUCAGCAAAUUGGAUGUAGUCUAUCACAGUGCAAUCCGUUUUGUCACCAAAGCCCCAUAUACUACCCACCGUUGUGACCUGUACGCUCUUGUUGGCUGGCCCUCACUUCAUAUUCGUCGCCAAACCCACUGGCUCCAGGUCAUCUAUAAAUCACUGCUAGGCAAAUCCCCGUCUUAUCUUAGCUCACUGGUCACCAUAGCAACACCCACCCGUAGUCUGCGCUCCAGCAGGUAUAUCUCACUGGUCAUCCCCAAAGCCAACACCUCCUUUGGCCGCCAUUCCUUCCAGUUCUCUGCUGCCAAUGACUGGAACGAACUGCAAAAAUCUCUGAAGCUGGAGACUCUUAUCUCCCUCACUAACUUUAAGCGUCAGUUGUCAGAGCAGCUUACCGAUCACUGCACCUGUACACAGCCUUUCUGAAAUUAGCCCACCCAACUACCUCAUCCCUAUAUUGUUAUUUAUUUUGCUAAUUUGCACCCCAGUAUCUCUAUUUGCACAUCAUCUUUUGCACAUCUAUCAUUACAGUAUUAUACGAAAUUGUAACUAUUUUGCACUAUAGCCUAUUUAUUACCUUACCUCCAUAACUUACUACAUUCGCACACACUGUAUAUUAUAUUUAUACUGUUGUAAUUUUUACUUUAUGUUUUGUUUACCCCAUAUGUAACUCUGUGUUGUUGUUUUUAUCGCACUGCUUUGCUUUAUCUUGGCCAGGGCGCAGUUGCAAAUGAGAACUUGUUGUCAACUGGCCUACCUGGUCAAAUAAAGGUGAAAUAAAAAAUAAAUAAAAGAUAAUUGACAAGAUUCUCCCGUGUAGUUUCCUCACCGUUCUCAUGAUCAUUGCAACUCCACAAGGUGAGAUCUUGCAUGGAGCCCCAGGCCGAGGGAGAUUGACAGUUAUUUUGUGUUUCUUCUAUUUGCGAAUAAUCGCACCAAGCUGCUUGGCGAUGGUCUUGUAGCCCAUUCCAGCCUUGUGUAGGUCUACAAUCUUGUCCCUGACAUCCUUGGAGAGCUCUUUGGUCUUGGCCAUGGUGGAGAGUUUGGAAUCUGAUUGAUUGAUUGCUUCUGUGGACAGGUGUCUUUUAAUACGGGUAACAAACUGAGAUUAGGAGCACUCCCUUUAAGAGUGUGCUCCUAAUCUCAGCUCGUUACCUGUAUAAAAGACACAUGGGAGCCAUAAAUCUUUCUGAUUGAGAGGGGGUCAAAUACUUAUUUCCCUCAUUAAAAUGCAAAUCAAUUUAUAAAAUUUUUGACAUGCAUUUUUCUGGAUUUUUUUGUUGUUAUUCUGUCUCUCACUGUUCAAAUAAACCUACCAUUAAAAGUAUAGACUGAUCAUUUCUUUGUCAGUGGGCAAACGUACAAAAUCAGCAGGGGAUCAAAUACUUUUUUCCCUCACUGUAGAACGUUUCUUACAUUUUUUGGUAAAAAACUAAUCUGAAAUUAGUAUUGGCAUGUUUGGGAUUCUUUAAACCUUCUUUAAUAACAUCACAUUUCUGUUGCCACAGAAACGGAGGAUGGACACCAUGGUCGUCAUGGGGACAAUGCAGCACCACCUGUGGAACGGGGUUUGAGAUGCGCCAGCGCUCCUGCAACAACCCGUCGCCCCGACAUGGGGGACGUGUGUGUGUGGGCCCGGUCAGGGACGAGAGGUGAGAGGAGAUGGAAGGUCUAUUUGAGAGAGAGCUAUGUGAACAAACUUUGGUUUUGUCAUACUUUUAUCAAAUGUCAUUUCUUUGGCAAAUAAUUUAACAGUGUUUGUUUGACUCAAAAGAGCAAAACUCUUAAACAUUUACGGUUGCCAUUUAUGAAGGAAUGACCUUUAUGAUUCAUUUAUGAGACAUGACGUGCACUUUUCAGUAACAGUAUCUGUCCUAUGUAUCUUUUGGGGGAUGACGGUCUUAGGUAAAUGUCAGCCCUCUUACACACGCCAGUGCCUCUCAUGUGAGGCAGAAGACACAUUUCAAUUUCUCACAAAAUGGACAACAAAGUUCCUCUCCUCUCCUCUCCUCUCCUCUCCUCUCCUCUCCUCUCCUCUCCUCUCCACUUCUCUCUAGGUUCUGUAACGAGGGUGUGUCGUGUCCCCAGCCUAUCUUUUGGUCCCUGUGGGGUGCCUGGGCUAAGUGCAGUGCAGAGUGUGGAGGAGGGGUCCACUCCAGGGUCAGGAGCUGUGAGAACGGGAACAGCUGCCCAGGUUGCGCACUGGUAUGCAGAAAUCCAUGCCAUACUUACCUCCCCUUUCAUACAAGACUCCUUUCUCUCCGUGGGAUGUGUGAAGUUAGGGUUCAGUUCAGUUUUGACUGGUUUCAGUUGACUGAAAUUCAGUUUGAGCUGAAAGGCUUUCCCUCCUCUCCCCUUCCUCUCACUCAAGUUGGGCUUCCUACAGUGGACUCUCAAACAUGCUCAAAGCUGAGGAUUUAAUUACUUUCAUUAUGAGUCCAAUUAAAGUGUUAUGAAGCAAAUAACUCUCAGUAAAACAUUUAGAAAAAAACAUAUUUUAUAAUAAUUACCUCACUUUCUCUCUGUCUCUCCGUCUCCCUCUCCCCCCACCUCCUAUCCCUCUCCCCCCUUUCCAGGAGUACAAGGCGUGUAACCUGGAGGCGUGUCCAGAGGUGAAGAGGAACACCCCCUGGACCCCAUGGAUGCCUGUCAACGUGACGCAGGGCGGAGCCCGCCAAGAGCAGAGGAUGCGCUAUAUGUGCCGCGCCCAGCUGGCAGACCCCCACGAGCUGCAGAUUGGACGACGCAAAGUAGAGACCCGCUUCUGCCCCAACGACGGCACGGCCACCUGCGAGACCGACAGUGAGUGCUUGUCAAUCAUAGCGGCUUUGGGUGUUGCUAGCUAAGUUGUUGGUGUGGCUUUACACCAAGUGAGGCAUGGAUGAAAAUAAUACACCUGUCCAACACCAAUCAUUUUUCUUCGGCUCUUCUCAAAGCAUUAUGAGGAUAAACUGCCCAAACAUAGUCACCGUACUGUAUCUUCCCCCUGGGUGAUCAGACUGAUCACUAGAAAUACAGUGGGGGAAAAAAGUAUUUAGUCAGCCACCAAUUGUGCAAGUUCUCCCACUUAAAAAGAUGCGAGAGGCCUGUAAUUUUCAUCAUAGGUACACGUCAACUAUGACAGACAAAAUGAGGAGAAAAAAAAUCCAGAAAAUCACAUUGUAGGAUUUUUAAUGAAUUUAUUUGCAAAUUAUGGUGGAAAAUAAGUAUUUGGUCAAUAACAAAAGUUUCUCAAUACUUUGUUAUGUACCCAUUGUUGGCAAUGACACAGGUCAAACGUUUUCUGUAAGUCUUCACAAGGUUUUCACACACUAUUGCUGGUAUUUUGGCCCAUUCCUCCAUGCAGAUCUCCUCUAGAGCAGUGAUGUUUUGGGGCUGUCGCUGGGCAACACAGACUUUCAACUCCCUCCAAAGAUGUUCUAUGGGGUUGAGGUCUGGAGACUGGCUAGGCCACUCCAGGACCUUGAAAUGCUUCUUACGAAGCCACUCCUUCGUUGCCCGGGUGGUGUGUUUGGGAUCAUUGUCAUGCUGAAAGACCCAGCCACGUUUCAUCUUCAAUGCCCUUGCUGAUGGAAGGAGGUUUUCACUCAAAAUCUCACGAUACAUGGCCCCAUUCAUUCUUUCCUUUACACGGAUCAGUCGUCCUGGUCCCUUUGCAGAAAAACAGCCCCAAAGCAUGAUGUUUCCACCCCCAUGCUUCACAGUAGGUAUGGUGUUCUUUGGAUGCAACUCAGCAUUCUUUGUCCUCCAAACACGACGAGUUGAGUUUUUACCAAAAAGUUCUAUUUUGGUUUCAUCUGACCAUAUGACAUUCUCCCAAUCCUCUUCUGGAUCAUCCAAAUGCACUCUAGCAAACUUCAGACGGGCCUGGACAUGUACUGGCUUAAGCAGGGGACACGUCUGGCACUGCAGGAUUUGAGUCCCUGGCGGCGUAGUGUGUUACUGAUGGUAGGCUUUGUUACUUUGGUCCCAGCUCUCUAAAGGUCAUUCACUAGGUCCCCCCGUGUGGUUCUGGGAUUUUUGCUCACCGUUCUUGUGAUCAUUUUGACCCCACGGGGUGAGAUCUUGCGUGGAGCCCCAGAUCGAGGGAGAUUAUCAGUGGUCUUGUAUGUCUUCCAUUUCCUAAUAAUUGCUCCCACAGUUGAUUUAUUCAAACCAAGCUGCUUAUCUAUUGCAGAUUCAGUCUUCCCAGCCUGGUGCAGGUCUACAAUUUUGUUUCUGGUGUCCUUUGACAGCUCUUUGGUCUUGGCCAUAGUGGAGUUUGGAGUGUGACUGUUUGAGGUUGUGGACAGGUGUCUUUUAUACUGAUAACAAGUUCAAACAGGUGCCAUUAAUACAGGUAACGAGUGGAGGACAGAGGAGCCUCUUAAAGAAGAAGUUACAGGUCUGUGAGAGCCAGAAAUAUUGCUUGUUUGUAGGUGACCAAAUACUUAUUUUCCACCAUAAUUUGCAAAUAAAUUCAUAAAAAAUCCUACAAUGUGAUUUUCUGGAUUUUUUUCUUCUCAAUUUGUCUGUCAUAGUUGACGUGUACCUAUGAUGAAAAUUACAGGCCUCUCUCAUCUUUUUAAGUGGGAGAACUUGCACAAUUGGUGGCUGACUAAAUACUUUUUUCCCCUACUGUAUCACUCCAGUGUUAAUACUAAAUUGUAAUUAUUUUGCACUAUGGCCUAUUUAUUACCUUACCUCCAUAACUUAGAACAUUUGCACACACUGUAUAUAGAUUUUAUAUUGUGUUAUUGACUGUACGAUUUGUUUAUUCCAUAUGUAACUCUGUGUUGUUGUUGUUUUUAUCGCACUGCUUUGCUUUAUCUUGGCCAGGUCGCAGUUGUAAAUGAGAACUCUCAACUGGCUUACCUGGUUAAAUAAAGGUGAAAUAAAAUAAAUAUAUAUUUUUUAAUGUUCUCCGUCCUCUGUCUGCAUCGAUUAACUGUAGCUGGCUGACAGUGACCAGGCUGGCCAGGGUAGGCAGGGUAGCCAUGUUCAGGUGUCUUGUUAUUAAGACACAUGACAGUUCACAUGUUCCAGAAGCCAUUUCUGCCAAAAAACGCAUUUUGAUUUUUAAGAAAAGCUAACAUUCAAAUGGCACUCCUGUGAAGAAGUAAAGCGCCUAGUUUCCUGAAAUGAGUCACAUAUACUGUUUAGGCUUUCAACUGACAAGUUUACACCUUCACUAUUACAGUGGAAUGUUUUGUCCAGGAAGUUGUCUAAAAAAUAUGGAAUUUGUUGUUGCCUAAUUGUUUUUUGGUAGGUUUCUACACUACUUUCCUUCCAUCUAUAGCAUUUCUUAAUAUUCUGCAGUCCCUUUGUCUUUGAUGCCUCAUGAUUGAGUAUUGCUCUGUUCAGGUAGACUGUGAUCUUAUUGUGGUCUGAUAGGGCUGUCAGUGGACUGACUGUGAACGCUCUGAGAGACUCUGGGUUGAGGUCAGUGAUAAAGUAAUCUACGGUACUACUGGCAAGGGAUGAGCUGUAGGUGUACCUACCGUAAGAGUCCCCUCGAAGCCUACCAUUGACUAUGUACAGACCCAGCAUGCGACAGAGCUGCAGCAGUUGUGACCCAUUUUUGUUGGUUGUUUUGGCGUAGUUGUGUCUAGGGGGGCAUAUUUGGGAGGCAAUACUGUCACCUCCAGGUAGGUGUUUGUCCCCCUGUGUGCUGAGAGUGUCAGAUUCUUGUCAAGUUCUGGCAUUUAGGUCGCCACAGACUAGUACCUGUCCCUGGGCCUGGAAAUGGUUGAUCUCCCCCUCUAGGAUGGAGUGUCACGGUUUCGGCCGAGGCUGCCUCUCUUCCUUGCUCGGGCAGGCUUCGGCGUUUGUCGUCUCCGGAAUACUAGCUGCCACCGUUGUAUGUUUCUAUGUUCGUUUGCUUUUGUCUGAUUGUUGUACACCUGUUAUCGUUUAGUGUAAUUAGUGUCCUAUAAGUUCUCGUUGUGUUUGUCUAGUGUUUGUGUGUGAUUGUUUUACUGUCGUGCCGGUAGGCUGGAUUUCUACUGUUUGCUCGGUUGAGCUAUAUUCUCCAUUGUUUGGAGUGUUUUUGUUGCACCUGUUAGUGCGCCCGUUAUUUUCGCCUACGUGCGGAGUCUCGCCUCAGGGCGUUUGUUUGUGAUUGUUUUCGUGUGCAUCAACUAAAGUCUGUUGGACUAACGUUCUGCGUCCUGCGCCUGAUUCCACCACCACACCCACCUACAUCUACCUUGACAUGGAGAAGCUGUCAUCGUUAAAGUAUGGGGAUUCUAGUGGGGGGAUAUAGGUAGCACACAUGAGGACAUUUUUCUCUGUUGAGAUAAUUUCAUUAUUAAUUUCUAGUCAGAUGUAAAAUGUUCCUGUUUUGACUAAUUUAAUAGAGUGAGUUAGGUCUGCUCUAUACCAAAUUAGCAUACUCUCUGAGUCCCUUCCCUGUUUCACAGCUGGUAGUUUGGUGGAUGGGACUACCAGCUCUCUGCAACCUAGAGGGCAACCAGUGGGUCCGUUUCCUCUAUACAAUGUUUCUUGUAGGAUGACAAUGACUGUAUUUCUGAUUUAUUUGGUGAAGUCCAGGUUCCUGCUCUUUAGGCCAAGGGCAGAUGACCUCAGGCCUUGGAUAUUCCAGGAUGAGAUAGUGAAGGCUUUCUGUUCCAUAAAGUGUCCAAUGUUGUUAGUCAUGUGGUUUGGCCUCAGACCAGUAAGUGUGAGCAGAGCCUGGUGAGCAUCUGGUACAUGCCAUUGGCUUGGGCUAGUGUAAGAGUGGGGGUUGGGCCUGUUUGCCUGCUCACGGCCUGGGUAUAUGUGUGACUAUCAUGUUGAGAACCUCUUUGGGGGAGUGGGGGGCUUGGGGUGGGUAGGAGGGGCAUAGGUCUGAUCUGAGGGGGCCUAAAUGGGGUGUGGGCAUGGUUGACUUGGGGGGGUGUUGUUUGGUUGGGGUGGGGGUGUGGAUGUGGCUGGUGGUGCUGUGGUCUGGAUGUAGGUCCUCUCUGAGGUCUGGGAGAGUGUCUCGCUGGUCAGGGCGGGAUGUCUGUUGAUCUGUUGCUCCUGUGUGAGGUGUUGGGUCUGCGGUUGAGGGCGAUAUCCUUUAGGGUCCGGGCGAAGGUGGGCACUGCUGCCUUGUAUAGGUGGACCUGGUCGUAAAGGCUGUUCAAGUCUAGGGUGGAGUGGUGGGCCAGGUAGACAUUUGGUUUUGAGGCACAGUCAUGGGAAAUACUUGCGUUUACCCACUGUAUAUAUGUAUGUAUGGUAGCAGGGUGGAAGUAUUUUCGUGGUAGCAGGGUAGAGAUAACCACUUGUGCAUUGGGGAAAGUAGAAGAAGCUUUUUCAAUCACUCCCUUGAGUGCUGUGGCCACACUUUCCUGCCAUGUUCUCAGGUCGUUUGUGCCUGUGUGUAUUAUUAUGUGGCUGGGUGACCCUAGUUGGUCCUCAGACAGAAUGUCUAGGACGCGCUGGGUGUUUGGACACCAGAGUUUAGACACUGUGUGUUUGGGAUAAAAAAUGUUUUCUUGUAUAUAUAUCCCGUUUGAGUCCAUAAGGAGGACAAUCUGUGGUUUGUGUAUGUCCUCAGUGGGUGUGGGGGGGUUGUCAGGAGGGCUAUCAGGGUGGCUGACAGGGGGGUGCUCAGAGGGGGUGUCUGUCCUGCUGUGAUGUUGAGGCUAUGGUCAGGGUCUAUGGCGGACUGUUCUGCUGUGGUGUUGAGACUUUGGUCAGGGUCUGAGGGUGGGCUGUUCUGCUGGCUUCUCUGCAGGGGUGGACAGCUCUCUAAUAGGUUGUUCUCUGUCACACGUCAUCGUUCUCACCUUCUCCUCCAGCACUCUGAUCCUCUCCUCUAGUGCUCUGUUCUUCUCCUACUCCUGCUCUUUCUCCUGUUGAUGUUGUCUCACCACAGUCCAGAGUGCAGUCAAGUCUCUCUCCAACUCCAGCUCUCUAGGUCUGGUUGAGGGGGUAUUGUUGAGCUGGACUAUUUUUUGUACUGACUGGAGUGUGUUCACCUGCUGUUCCAGCUCCACCAGCCUUACCUCCAGCUGGGUGAAUGUAUCCUUCAUUUCAAUGAGGGAUUAGUACUCUGUGCUGGGAGGUUGACUUUCCACUUGGGAUACUCGUCUGUGGGGUUGUAUAAUGAAGAGGUCUGGUCUGACACGCUUGGGGUGGGGGUAUCUUUUUCAAGAGAGAGCUUAUCCUGCUGAGCUAUCUCUUUGAUUAUGUGAAAGUCCAGCUGAAACUGUUUGGGGUUGCCCUGUACCAUUACUGUUCCAGAUUUGUACAGAUUUACAUUGGCUGACUCAGAGUCCUCUUUGUCUAGUAUCCUGAGUUUUAACAGAGGGGUAGUGUGUUAAUAUAGCACUGCGCCAUGCCAGGUGAUAGUCUGUGUGGAAAAUUAAGUUGCUUAUGUUCCCAUUUUUAUAUUACUCAACAAAAAGUGUCUCUUGAUUUUCCACAAGGAGCUUCUUUUUGUACUCUUUUCGUGCCUUGUCAUUUUUUACAUCCAGCGGAUACUGUAUUGUAAUGACCUCUGAGCAGCGGGAGGGGGCUUCAAAGGCCUCUGCAUUUGGGUGGGGUAGAAUGUGGAACUCUCCUGCCAUUGUUGGGCUCAAGGGCUUUGACACCUCUCACUUCACACCUCAGUGCUAAUUGAUGUUGCAGUCAGAUAUGUACUGUCCUAGCAAGCUUGGUAGUCUUAACUUAGCAUUCAGUCAUUAUAAAGUAAAAUAUAUCAUUGUAAUGUAUUUUUCUUCUUGGCUUUAAAAGUAGCUUCAGACUAAACAUGACCUACUCAGUUCCAGGUUGGAUGGUGUUUUCAGGUUUCUGUUGUUUGUUUGCCAGAGUAUUUACUGUAUAACUUGGAAAUAAGAAUCUUUGGUAGUAGGAAUCCUUCCAGGUAAUUUUGUCCAAAAUCAGGUUGUAGGUUUGGAGUUUUUAUUUGGAGUGAAGGUUAUGUUGUGGAGGGUAGUAUCCUGUAUAUGUCCUUGCCGAAAAUCCAAGUAUAUCUAACUCUAAAUCUAUCUUUUUGUAAAAACAUGCUGAAAAAUGCCAGAGCUCAUCUGCUCUCGCUCUCUCUCUCUCUCUCUCUCUCUCUCUCUCUCUCUCUCUCUCUCUCUCUCUCUCAAUUAUAAUAUAUAUAAUAUAAUAUAAUAUAUAUAAUAUAAUAAUAAUAUAAUAAUUCAAUUCAAUUUCAAUUUCAAUUUAAGGGCUUUAUUGGCAUGGGAAAUGUGUGUUAACAUUGCCAAAGCAAGUGAAGUAGAUAGUAAACAAAAGUGAAAUAAACAAUAAAUAUUAACAGUAAACAUUACACUCAGAAGUUUCAAAAUAAUAAAGACAUUUCAAAUGUCAUAUUAUGUAUAUAUACAGUGUUGUAACAAUGUGCAAAUAGUUAAAGUACAAAUGGGAAAAUAAAUAAACAUAAAUAUGGGUUGUAUUUACAAUGGUGUUUGUUCUUCACUGGUUGCCCUUUUCUUGUGGCAACAGGUCACAAAUCUUGCAGCUGUGAUGGCACAAUGUGGUUUUUCACCCAGUAGAUAAGGGAGUUUAUCAAAAUUGGGUUUGUUUUCGAAUUCUUUGUGGAUCGCUGUAAUCUGAGGGAAAUAUGUGUCUCUAAUAUGGUCAUACAUUUGGCAGGAGGUUAGGAAGUGCAGCUCAGUUUCCACCUCAUUUUGUGGGCAGUGUGCACAUAGCCUGUCUUCUCUUGAGAGCCAGGUCUGCCUACGGCGGCCUUUCUCAAUAGCAAGGCUAUGCUCACUGAGUCUGUACAUAGUCAAAGCUCUUUUCUGGAUUUUGAUAAUUAGCGGGUAUUGGCCUAAUUCUGCUCUGCAUGCAUUAUUUGGUGUUUUACGUUGUACACGGAGGAUGUUUUUGCAGAAUUCUGCAUGCAGAGUCUCAAUUUGGUGUUUGUCACAUUUUGUGAAUUCUUGGUUGGUGAGCGGACCCCAGACCUCAGAACCAUAAAGGGCAAUGGGUUCUAUAACUGAUUCAAGUAUUUUUAACCAGAUCCUAAUUGGUAUGUCAAAUUUUAUGUUCCUUUUGAUGGCAUAGAAGGCCCUUCUUGCCUUGUCUCUCAGAUCGUUCACAGCUUUGUGGAAGUUACCUGUGGCGCUGAUGUUUAGGCCGAGGUAUGUAUAGUUUUUUGUGUGCUCUAGGGCAACGGUGUCUAGAUGGAAUUUGUAUUUGUGGUCCUGGCAACUGGACCUUUUUUGGAACACCAUUAUUUUUGUCUUACAGAGAUUUACUGUCAGGGCCCAGGUCUGACAGAAUCUGUGCAGAAGAUCUAGGUGCUGCUGUAGGCCCUCCUUGGUUGGUGACAGAAGCACUCUCUCUGUCUCUCUCUCUGGUCAUGUGGCUCUGUCUGCUGCAUAUACAUGUAUAUUCAGUCAGCGACGUCACUGCAAAACACUAAAACACUGCCCAACAUGGUGUCACAGUCUAGCCAGACUAAGACCAGAGCUGACUUGAGUAAUGGCACAGAUAUGAAUAAAGUACUUCCUCAGCACAGAGAGGAGAUUAUUUCUCAGUUGUAUGACUCAGCAUGGAGGCAGGAUUGAAGAACCUGAAUAGCUUGGGAAUGGACCAGGGUGGGUAUGGGAGUGUGUUUCAGUCUAAAGAGAGCCUGGUUGCAAUUGGUUCCCUGGCCUGGUCUCAAUGACCUGUCCCCUGUAUGUGUGAGCUAUUACAUAGACAUAUAUGACAUACACUGCUACUGUAGUACUCUAUGACCUGUGUAAUGUAGAAGUACAAGUGAUCCAGUGUAUUGAGUAGACCAUUAACCUGUGUAUUAACCCUUUCCUUUAGCUCUAGUGGAGGACCUCCUGAGGACCCCUGUGGUACGAGUGGUGGGCUCCGGCUGGUCGUCAUGGGAGACGUGGUCCGCCUGCUCCCAAGACUGUGCCAAGGGGUACCGUACCCGCAAGCGCACCUGUGCCACCCCAGAGGGCAAGGUUGCCCCUCCAGCCUGCAGGGGUUCACCAGUAGAGUACCAGGACUGCAACUCUCAGGCCUGCCCAGGUAAAGGGGAAAAGAACAUGCGCACACUCACAAACACACUGUUAUGCACUGUUACGUAUUGGGACAGUCUUCAGUCUGGCAGGUAUACACGUAUACACGUACACACGUACACACGUACACACGUACACACGUACACACGUACACACGUACACACACACACACACACACACACACACCACACACCACACACCACACACCACACACCACACACCACACACCACACACACCACACACACCACACACAUACACACACAGCUCCCAUAACUACAGUACCAGUCAAAAGUUUGGACACACCUACUCAUUCAAGGGUUUUUCUUUAUUUUUACUAUUUUCUACAUUGUAGAAUAAUAGUGAAGACAUCAAAACUAUGAAAUAACACAUAUGGAAUCAUGUAGUAACCAAAAAAGUGUUAAACAAAUCAAAAUAUAUUUUAGAUUUUAGAUUCUUCAAAGUAGCCACCCUUUGCCUUGAUGACAGCUUUGCACACUCUUGGCAUUCUCUCAACCAGCUUCACCUGGAAUGCUUCUCCAACAGUCUUGAAGGAAUUCCCACAUACAGUGAAAGUAUUCACCCCCGUGGCAUUUUUCCUAUUUUGUUGCCUUACAACCUGGAAUUAAAAUAGAUUUUUUGGGGGGUUGUAUCAUUUGAUUUACACAACAUGCCUACCACUUUGAAGAUGCAAAAUAUUUUUUAUUGUGAAACAAACAAGAAAAAGAAACUUGAGCGUGCAUAACUAUUCACCCCCCCCCCCCCCCCCCUCCCAAAGUCAUACUUUGUAGAGCCACAUUCUGUAGCAAUUACAGCUGCAAGUCUCUUGGGGUAUGUCUCUAUAAGGUGGCACAUCUAGCCACUGGGAAUUUAUCCCAUUCUACAAGGCAAAACUGCUCCAGCUCCUUCAAGUUGGAUGGGUUCUGCUGGUAUACAGCAAUAUUUAAGUCAUACCACAUAUUCUCAAUUGGAUUGAGGUCUGGGCUUUGACUAGGCCAUUCCAAGACAUUUAAAUGUUUCCCCUUCAACCACUCGAGUCUUGCUUUAGCAAUAUGCUUAGGGUCAUUGUCCUGCUGGAAGGUGAACCUCUGUCCCAGUCUCAAAUCUCUGGAAGACGGCAACAGGUUUCCCUCAAGAAUUUCCCUGUAUUUAGCGCCAUCCAUCAUUCCUUAAAUUCUGACCAGUUUCCCAGUCCCUGCCGAUGAAUGUUCUGGAGUGAUGGUGUUCUCGGAGUGAUGAGAGGUGUUGGGUUUGUGCCAGACAUAGCGUUUUCCUUGAUAGCCAAAAAGCUCAAUUUUAGUCUCAUCUGACCAGAGCACCUUCUUCCAUAUGUUUGGGGAGUCUCCCACAUGCCUUUUGGCGAACACCAAAUGUGUUUGCUUCUUUUUUUCUUUAAGCAAUGGCUUUUUUUCUGGCCACUCUUCUGUAAAGCCCAGCUCUGUGGAGUGUACGGCUUAAAGUGGUCCUAUGGACAGAUACUCCCAAUCUCCGCUGUGGAGCUUUGCAGCUCCUUCAGGGUUAUCUUUGGUCUCUUUGUUGCCUCUCUGAUUAAUGCCCUUCUUGCCUGGUCCGUGAGUUUUGGUGGGCGGCCCUCUCUUGGCAGGUUUGUUGUGCUGCCAUAUUCUUUCCAUUUUUUAAUAAUGGAUUUAAUGGUGCUCCAUGGGAUGUUCAAGGUUUUGGAUAUUUUUUUAUAACCCAACCCUGAUCUGUACUUCUCCACAACUUUGAGAGCUCCUUGGUCUUCAUGGUGCCGCUUGCUUGGUGGUGCCCCCUGCUUAGUGGUGUUGCAGACUCUGGGGCCUUUCAAAACAGGUGUAUAUAUGCUGAGAUCAUGUGACAGAUCAUGUGACACUUAGAUUGCACACAGGUGGACUUUAUUUAACUAAUUAUGUGACUUCUAAAGGUAAUUGGUUGCACCAGAUCUUAUUUAGGGGCUUCAUAGCAAAAGGGGUGAAUACAUAUUCACGCAACACUUUUCCGUUAUUAAUUUUUUAUCAUUUUUUAAAAUAAGUUAUUUUUUUCAUUUCACUUCACCAAUUUGGACUAUGUUGUGUAUGUCCAUUACAUGAAAUCCAUAUAAAAUCCAUUUAAAUUACAGGUUGCAAUGCAACAAAAUAGGAAAUACGCCAAGGGGGAUGAAUACUUUUGCAAGGCACUGUAUGCUUUUCCUUCACUCUGCGGUCCGACUCAUCCCAAACCAUCUCAAUUGUGUUGAUUGUGAUGGCCAGGUCAUCUGAUGCAGCACUCCAUCACUCUCCUUCUUGGUCAAAUAGCCCUUACACAGCCUGGAGGUGUGUUGGGUCAUUGUCCUGUUGAAAAACAAAUGAUAGUCCCACUAAGCGCAAACCAGAUGGGAUGGCGUAUCACUGCAUAAUGCUCUGGUAGCCAUGCUGGUUAAGUGUGCCUUGAAUUCUAAAUAAAUCACAGACAGUGUCACCAGCAAAGCACCCCCACACCAUCACACCUCCUCUUCCAUGCUUCAUGGUGGGAACCACACAUGCAGAGAUCAUCCAUUCACCUACUCUGUCUCACAAAGGCGGUUGGAACCAAAAUGUGUCUGUUGCUUGAACUCUGUGAAGCAUUUAUUUGGGCUGCAAUCUGAGGUAACCUUUAUUUAUCCAGGUAAGCCAGUUGAGAACAAGUUCUCAUUUACAACUGCGACCUGGCCAAGAUAAAGCAAAGCAGUGCGAUAAAAACAACAACAACACAGAGUUACAUAUGGGGUAAAAAACAUAAAGUCAAAAAAUACAACAGAAAAUAUAUAUACAGUGUGUGCAAAUGUAGCAAGUUAUGGAGGUAAGGCAAUAAAUAGGCUAUAGUGCAAAAUAAUUACAAUUAGUAUUAACACUGGAAUGCUAGAUGUGCAAGAGAUUAUGUGCAAAUAGAGAUACUGGGGUGCAAAAGAGCAAAAUAAAUAACAAUAUAGGGAUGAGGUAGUUGGGUGGGCUAAUUUCAGAUGGGCUGUGUACAGGUGCAGUGAUCGGUAAGGUGCUCUGACAACUGAUGCUUAAAGUUAGUGAGGGAGAUAAGAGUCUCCAGCUUCAGAGAUUUUUGCAAUUCGUUCCAGUCAUUGGCAGCAGAGAACUGGAAGGAAUGGCGGCCAAAGGAGGUGUUGGCUUUGGGAAUGACCAGUGAGAUAUACCUGCUGGAGCGCAGACUACGGGUGGGUGCUGCUAUGGUGACCAAUGAGCUAAGAUAAGGUGGGGAUUUGCCCAGCAGUGAUUUAUAGAUGGCCUGGAGCCAGUGGGUUUGACGACGAACAUGUAGUGUGGACCAGCCAACAAGAGCGUACAGGUCACAGUGCUGGGUAGUGUAUGGGGCUUUGGAGACAAAACGGAUGGCACUGUGAUAGACUACAUCCAAUUUGCUGAGUAGAGUGUUGGAGGCUAUUUUGUAAAUGACAUCGUCGAAGUCAAGGAUCGGUAGGAUAGUCAGUUUUACGAGGGCAUGUUUGGCAGCAUGAGUGAAGGAGGCUUUGUUGCGAAAUAGGAAGCCGAUUCUAGAUUUAACUUUGGAUUGGAGAUUCUUAAUGUGAGUCUGGAAGGAGAGUUUACAGUCUAACCAGACACCUAGGUAUUUGUAGUUGUCCACAUACUCUAGGUCAGACCCGUCGUGAGUGGUGAUUCUAGUCAGGUGGAUGGGUGCCAGCAGCGUUCGAUUGAAGAGCAUGCAUUUAGUUUUACUAGUGUUUAAGAGCAGUUGGAGGCUACUGAAGGAGUGUUGAAUGGCAUUGAAGCUCGUUUGGAGGUUUGUUAACACAGUGUCCAAUGAAGGGCCAGAUGUAUACAAAAUGGUGCCGUCUGCGUAGAGGUGGAUCUGAGAGUCACCAGCAGCAAGAGCGACAUCAUUGAUAUACACGGAGAAAAGAGUCGGCCCAAGAAUUGAACCCUGUGGCACCCCCAUAGAGACUGCCAUAGGUCCAGACAACAGGCCCUCCGAUUUGACACAUUGAACUCUAUCUGAGAAGUAGGCAGUCAUUUGAGAAACCAAGGCUAUUUAGUCUGCCAAUAAGAAUGCGGUGGUUGACAGAGUCGAAAGCCUUGGCCAGGUCGAUGAAGAGUUAACUCUAAUGAACUUAUCCUCUGCAGCAGAGGUAACUCUGUGUCUUUCUUUCCUGUCGCGGUCCUCAUGAAAGCCAGUUUCAUCAUAGCGCAUUAUGCUUUUUGUGACUUCACUUGAAGAAACUUUCAAAGUUCUUGAAAUUUUCCGGAUUGACUGACCUUCAUGUCUUACAGUAAUGAUGGACUGUCGUUUCUCUUUGCUUAUUUGAGCUGUUCUUGCCAUAAUAUGGACUUGGUAUUUUACCAAAUAGGGUUAUCUUCUGUAUACCACCCCUACCUUGUCACAACACAACUGAUUGGCUCAAACGCAUUAAGAAGGAAAGAAAUUCCACAAAUGAACUUUUAAGAAGUCACACCUGUUAAUUAAAAUGCAUUCCAGGUGACUACCUCAUGAAGCUGGUUGAGAGAAUACAAGAGUGUGCAAAGCUGUCAUCAAGGCAAAGGGUGGCUACUUUGAAGAAUCUUAAAUAUCAAAUAUAUUUUGAUUUGUUUAACACUUUUAUGGUUACUACAUGAUUUCAUAUGUGUUAUUUCAUAGUUUUGAUGUCUACACUAUUAUUCUACAACGUAGAAAAUUGUAAAAAUAAAGAAAAACCCUAGAAUGAGUAGGUGUGUCCAAACUUUUGACUGGUACUGUACAUCUCCAGUUGUGGUUAGCAUAAUACACACUAACACACAUCACCUGGGGAGAGACAUGUAUGCUAAUGCUAGUCCUUUAAAGUAAUGCUGAGGGGAUCAUUAAUUAGCUAAUGGCUAGCAUGGCAGCGGAGCAGAACCCUGCUAAGAGGAGUCCUUGGUUACAGUAGCUGAGUCAGUCCAGCGUUUGAACUAAAGCUCCUCAUCAUCACCAUAAUCAUGCAGUUGGCCUGCUUUAACUAGAGCUAAUUGCACCUCCGCUCAGCUCAGCCCAGCUCUCUGUGCCUCUGUUGUAUAUUAUGUGACAGGGGGUGAGGGGGGGGGGGGGUGGUACCUGAUUGCGAGAAAGAGGGACAAUGAGAGAGAGAGCGAGAGAGACACAGAGAGAGGUACUGAUUGAGAGAAAGAGACUGUGAGAUUGAGAGAGGAGAGGGAGAUAGCUAAAGAAAAUGGAUUUGACAAGAGUGAGAUGGAGGUCGAGGUGGAGAGUGUGAGAGAGAAAUGUCUAUAAUGAGACCUUGUCCUGAUUGAUCUACCGUUAUCAUACAUAUACAAGGCUUCUGUUUACUGGUUCUUGAGAUACUCUCUCUAUUUUCUUCUUUCCCCCAAAUAUCCCUCCCAGUCCCAUCACCAAGCACUCAAGUUGCCAGACAGCCAGAGCGGUUUGAGACAUGCACUCCCAGUUGCCAGACAGCCAGAGCGGUUUGAGCCAUGCACUCCCAGUUGCCAGACAGCCAGAGCGGUUUGAGCCAUGCACUCCCAGUUGCCAGACAGCCAGAGCGGUUUGAGGCAACCAAAGCAGUCAUGCCCCACUUCACUGUCCCUACUGUCUAAUCCAAUGGAGUAAAUUGAGUUUUCUAGAGCAGACAGACGAGGGGUCCGGGUCAAGCCCAGCUCCACUCACCUCUCUCCACUCCCUCCCUCCCUCCUUGUUUCACUCACCUCUCUCUUCUCAUCACUCACUCUCUCAGCUCAAACACUCUCAUUCAGAAGGCCAGACUGACUGCAACUGCCAAUGUGAGGGGAAUGACAACACACUCAUCUUUAUAGAAGGGUUAAGCACAGGGUAGUUGUUCUGAGGUGUUUUAAUCACAGACAUGGGUAGAGACCAUUGGGCAGCAGGAGUCUUAGUGGUUCUCUAAUGGGCUGAUCCAUCUGAUCUUCUAGGUAGACUUUUAGUGUGUCUGCUGCAGCUAGAGGAGAAUAGCAUUUCAUAUGUUUAUUUUUGCCUAGUUGGUGAUGAAAGAGGUAUCUGACCUUGGUUGAGUGUUUUCGUGUGUGUGGUUUGUGUGUGUUUUCCUGUCCAGUGAGUGGAGCCUGGUCCUGUUGGUCGUCCUGGUCUCAGUGUUCGGUACCCUGUGGUGGAGGGCACUAUCAGCGUACCCGAUCCUGUAACAACCCCAGCGCUGGCAACGGAGGCGAUAUCUGUAUCGGCCUACACACUGAGGAAGCGCUGUGCAACACACACACCUGUGACGGUAAGGCAAACACACACACACACACACACACACACACACACACACACACACACACACACACACACACACACACACACACACACACACACACACACACACACACACACACACACACACACACAACACAUCCAUCAGAGUCACAGGCUUCCCUAUCCUUUACAUCAGAACGAUCAUUGGCUCUAAUCAAUGCAUUGUAAGUCUAUCAUGAUAAUUACUCACUGAUCAAUACUGUGCCAGUCAGCACCUUGUUAUGUCACUCCAGAGAGGGGUGUGAAAGAGGUGCAUAUUGGAAAACGGAGUUCCCAUGCCUAUUCCCUGCAGUGCUGGGGCCUGGAGUCAGCCCAAUUGUGUCUGACAGUGUACCUCAUUGCCCAAUAAUGUGUGACGAUAGGAUGUGAUAUUUAUACUGUCUAUCUAACCAGGCCCUCUGCUCUGUGCGUUCCUCUGUUCACAGUCUGUGUAGUGCCUCUGCUUCCUAUAGGACUCUGUAAUGUGUAUCAGUGUGAGCAAGCUACAGCUAAUCCUUGGUAGAAAGUUACGCUAAGACAUUCCUCUGAAUAAGCCCACAGCCCUAAUGAGAGACAAUACUAAUCUAAUCUCUUGUCUAAAGAGUUUAUUUUUUGUUUUAUCUGAUUCCUAUCCUAAUCCAUUCUUUAUUUCCUGGAGUUUGCUAGCCAGUGUCACUAUUUAUUGUGUUCCUGCUGCGACGUGUGUGUGUGUGUGUGUGUGUGUGUGUGUGUGUGUGUGUGUGUGUGUGUGUGUGUGUGUGUGUGUGUGUGUGUGUUUAACUAUACUUGUGGGACUAGAAGUCCCCCCAAGAACAGUAAACGAACAAAACAUUUGACCAACUGGGGACAUUUUGUUCGUCCCCACAAGGUCAAAUGCUAUUUCUAGGGGGUUUAUAGUUAAGGUUAAAAUUAGGUUUAGGGUUACGGUUAGGAGCUAGGGUUAGUUUUAGGUUUAUGGUUAAGGUUAGGGUAAGGGUUAGGGUUAGGGUUAGGUUUAUGGUUAGGGAAAAUAGGAUUUUGAAUGGGACUGAAUUGUGUGUCCCCACAAGGUGUGUGUGUGUGCUCAUUCAGGGAAGGGGUCCUGGGUGGCGCAGCGGUCAAAAGGCACCACCACAGCCUAGGCUGAAAUCCGGGUAAAGCGGGCAGUGUGAUAAGAAGUAGGUCAUGUUUUGGAGGACGCAUGACUCGACCUUUGCCUCUCCCGAGCCCGUUGAGGAGUUGCAGAGAUGAGCCAAGGGACCUAAUUCAGGGAGAAAACGCGACAAAAUAUAUAUACACAAGCUUGUGGCCAUAUCACCCUGAACGUCAGGCCUGGUUAGUAUUGGGACUGGGAAUACCAGGUGCCGUAAGCUACACAUUUUUUAAAAUAUAUAAGAAAUAUGUUGCCAUCUGGGAUGCAGACUUGGAUGCAUGUCAGCCCCUUUUGGCAUCACGCGGUUAAUGUUCUCUUUUGACGUAGGGCUAACACUUCCCGUUAGCAGUGUGUGUGUGUGUGUGUGUGUGUGUGUGUGUGUGUGUGUGUGUGUGUGUGUGUGUGUGUGUGUGUGUGUGUGUGCCUGCACGCCUGCGUGUGUGUUCACCUUCGUUUGUGUGCCCCUGCUUGCGUCCACAGUUUGCCAUGCUAAAGUCUUGUCCUCAUCUGUUUUCUGCUUCGGUACAUUUACUGACAGGCAGGACAUUGGUAAUCUAUUCCCUACAAAUACAGUGAACCUCCAAUUAGCCAAAAAACCUUGUGUCUGUCAGUCCCCGGCCAAUCUGAUGGCCUUGUCAGAGAUGGCUUGAUUAAAUAGAUUGUGCUAACUAAUGGAGGACAGGAGGGUGUGUGUGUGUGUGUGUGUGUCCAUAUUAGGACAGCCUCAGAGUCGCAAGGACACCAACUCCCUGUGACUCUGAGGCUGUCCUAAUAUGAAUACCAUCCUAAUAUGGAUGCUGUACCGUGGGGGUUGUAUUGUGGUGUUCUAUGUAGACUGGCGUGGGGAGAUCAGAGAGCACAUGGAGCAGCUUCAGCAGCCUGUGACUGAGAGGCUGACUGAUAGGAGAGGUAAACAAAAUGGCUGAAUGCCUUUUGGCAUCAUGCGUUGGAAACUGGGUUCUGGUAGAGGGUCUUUCCUAUUUACUGUACACAGGCGCCUGUCGGCCGGGAAACAUGGCUAACGCUUGGCUGUAGACACAAACAUCUCGCCUAUGCACUAAACAAACUAUGGGUUUGCUUUCUCAAUACAGUUUACCUCACAACUACUUGGGUCUGUUUGUAUAUGGCUAGGGUUGUUUGUGGCUGUGCUGUGAUGGGGCUAGUUUGUUUGUUGUCAUGCGCUUGGGUGGUCAAGUUGGGUUCCAGGCAUUUUCAGAAUGCAGCGGUUACCUCAACUCAGGGUGAGUCCUUGGUCAUUUGUCUGUGAACUGACGGUCGUGUGUGUGUGUGUGUGUGUUUGUGCGCGUGCGUGUGUGUGUGCGGAGGCGGCUGGAUGGCCUGGUCUCUGUGGUCAGCAUGCGAUGACGUAGGGCUUCAGGUACGCAGCCGGGUCUGUGGGGCUCAAGGAUCUGCCCCCUGUGUGGGAAACAACACUGAGCACAGGGACUGCAAUGAGAUUCCAGGUGAGCCAUACACAUCUUCAUCAUACACUACCGGUCAAACGUUUUAGAACACCUACUCAUUCAAGGGUUUUUCUUUAUUUUUACUAUGUUCUACAUUGUAGAAUAAUAGUGAAGACCUCAAUACUAUGAAAUAUAACAUUUGGAAUCAUGUAGUAACCAAAAAAGUGUUAAACAAAUCAAAAUAUAUUUUAUAUUUGAGAUUCAUCAAAUAGCCACCCUUUGCCUUGAUGACAGCUUUGCACACUCUUGGCAUUCUUUCAACCAGCUUCAACUGGAAUGCUUUUCCAACAGUUUUGAAGGAGUUCCCACAUAUGCUGAGCACUUGUUGGCUGCUUUUCCAUCACUCUGCAGUCCGACUCAUCCCAAACCAUCUCAAUUUGGUUGAGGUCGGGAGAUUGUGGAGGCCAGGUCACCUGAUGCAGCACUCCAUCACUCUCCUUCUUGGUCAAAUUGCCCGUACACAGCCUGGAGGUGUGUUGGGUCAUUGUCCUGUUGAAAAACAAAUGAUAGUCCCACUAAGCCCAAACCAGAUGGGAUGGCGUAUCGCUGCAGAAUGCUGUGGUAGCCAUGCUGGUUAAGUGUGCCUUGAAUUCUAAAUAAAUCACAGACAGUGUCACCAGCAAAGCACCCCCACACCAUAACACCACCUCCUCCAUGCUUUACGGUGGGAACUACACAUGCGGAGAUCAUCCGUUCACCCACACCGCGUUUCACAAAGACACGGCGGUUGGAACCAAAAAUCUCAAAUUUGGACUGCAGACCAAAGGACACAUUUCCACCGGUCUAAUGUCCAUUGCUCGUGUUUCUUGGCCCAAGCAAGUCUCUUCUUGUUAUUGGUGUCCUUUAGUAGUGGUUUCUUUGUAGCAAUUCGACCAUGAAGGCCUGAUUCACAUAAUCUCCUCUGAACAGUUGAUGUUGAGAUGUGUCUGUUACUUGAACUCUGUGAAGCAUUUAUUUGGGCUGCAAUUUCUGAGGCUGGUAACUCUAAUGAACUUAUCCUCAGCAGCAGAGGUAACUCUGGGUCUUUUAUUCCUGUGGCGGUCCUCAUGAGGGCCAGUUUCAUCAUAGCGCUUGAUGGUUUUUGUGAUUGCACUUGAAGAAACUUAAAAGUUAUUGAAAUGUUCUGUAUUGACUGACCUUCAUGUCUUAAAGUAAUGAUGGACUGUCGUUUCUCUUUGCUUAUUUGAGCUGUUCUUGCCAUAAUGUGGACUUGGUCUUUUACCAAAUAGGGCUAUCUUCUGUAUAUCACCCCUACCUUGUCACAACACAACUGAUUGGCUCAUACGCAUUAAGAAGGAAAGAAAUUCCACAAAUUAACUUUUAAGAAGGCACACCUGUUAAUUGAAAUGCAUUCCAGGUGACUACCUCAUGAAGCUGGUUGAGAGAAUACCAAGAGUGUGCAAAGCUGUCAUUAAGGCAAUGGGUGGCUAUUUCAAGAAUCUCAAAUAUCAAAUAUAUUUUGAUUUGUUUAACACUUUUUUGGUUACUACAUGAUUCCAUAUGUGUUAUUUCAUAGUUUUGAUGUCUUCACUAUUAUUCUACAAUGUAGAAAAUAGUAAAAAUAAGAAAAAAACCUUGAAUGAGUAGGUGUUCUAAAACUUUGGACCGGUAGUGUAUACGUCAUCAUCAUCACCACCAACAUCAUCAUCAUAACCGUUAUCAUGAUCAUCAUCAUCGUUCAUAAUCAUCACUAUCAUCAUUAUCAUAACCGUGAUCAUCAUCAUCAUCAUCAUCAUCAUCAUCAUCGUCAUCAUUCAUAAACAUAAUUAUCAUCACCAUCCUCGUCAUCACCUCCACCAUUAUCAUAACCACUCUGAGAUAAUAACCAGAUAGUAAGACGCAUCAUACACAUAGGGACAGUUUCUUGGACACAGAUUAAGCCUAGUCCAAUACAAAAAAGCAUGGAUAUUCUCUAUUGAAAGUGCUUUUUAGUCCAUCCAUGACAAGGCUUAAUCUGUCUGGGAAACCGGCCCAUAUGGAAUUUUUAAAAUUAUUAUUAUUGUUUAAUUCACACCUGCACUUUUGGAGCUUGGAGCUUAAGUAUUUCACUGUACACUACAACUACAUCUGUGACCCUGUGCAUGUGACAAAAUGAAAAAUCUAAUCAAAUUUCCCCCACCCCACCAGAAUAAGAUUUUCUAUCUUAAUUUGUGCUAAUCAAGUCUCAGUAAAGCAGGCUUCUUAGAGUGCUCCUCUUAUGAGGACCUUGUUAAGGCUGUUUCCUUUCCUUUAGUUUUAACAGAGUAGUGAUCUUUCCGGCCCUGGCUUUUGAACAGAGCCCUAUAGACAGGUUAGCUGACAACGUCACAAAAAUUAUGCGCGCGCUUGGAAGGGGCAGAAGGCUGUGUGUUGUUGUGGUUCUGGGUGGCCAGAUAGCUAGCCACAAUGACAAGAAGCUGUCAUGAGAGACAAGUGCUCAUUGUGUAACUGUAUUUAUGUUAUCAAUAAACAUUGGAAACCAAAUAUAGUUUACAUGUUGUCAACAAUCGAAGCCCACCCUGUCUGUUUUUCCCCAUUGUUGCUAAACAACCAACCCGUCUAUGGGUCCUGGUCAAAAGUAUACCACUAAAUAGGGAAGAAGGUACCAUUUGGGACGCUGCCCAAAUCACAUCUAAUUUCAUUGCAAUUUUGGACAAGGCGAUGGAAAUCGUAAAGUCACUCUUAUGGCGUGUGACACUCGCUCAGGCGAAAUUGCCCCAAAAUGUAAUCAUAGGAUGGCCGCGUUACAAUUAAAAACACACACCCUCCCCUUCCCCCUCUCCCUCCUGAUGACUGGCUUUAAGUGUCUGUUAAACGUUAUAGAAGCUAGUCUGCACAACAUUCCCAACUGUCUGAAGUAUUCAUUAGUGUUUCAUGAUGUAUGUUUCUUUGUUUGUACUGUGUGUACUGUGUGUACUGUUCUGUAAGUACCAUCUACCAGUUCAAAUCACAGUCUACUCUGAUGUCUUGGAUAUUUCUGUGGGUGGUAAGAAUGUGCAUGUGCUGGUAGCUGACUGUGUGUCUGUCUCUGCAUGUAUGUAUGUCUGUCUGUCUGUGUGUUGUGUUGCAGUGAUUCUCCCUACGUCUGGCUUUGAUAAGGACCAGCAAUGCGGAGGUAAGUGGAUUAACAACCACCUACGUGUGUGUGUGUUCCAUGAAUCCUUUCAUUCAGUCAGCAGGAGGUAAUAGGAGCGCUGUAGGUAUACCCCCCCUUCUCCUCUUCUCCUCCUCCACUUUAAUCUAUCUUUGAGGGGGGAUACCACCAUGUCCGUGCUGAAUCCAUGGCGAUGCUGCACAAGCCUUUGAACCAAUCAUCAGAUGUGGAAUAUGCAUGAGGGGGUACGGACAUUAGAAUGAGGUGUAGGAAGCCUGCUGGGAAGGGUAAUGGUUUGACAAGGCUGUGCCGCCACGCCAUUGGACAGCUUCCAGGAAGACGGCAGGGGCACUGAGGAGGAGGAGCUUGAUACCCUUGAAUGAAUCACCAUUUUACUAGCCUGGUCCCCUCAACGUGACCAAGACAAAGGAGAUGAUUGUGGACUACAGGAAAAGGAGGUCCUAGCACGCCCUCAUUCUCAUCGACGGGGCUGUAGUGGAGCAGGUUGAGAGCUUCAAGUUCCUUGGUGUCCACAUUACCAACAAACUAUCAUGGUCCAAACACACCAAGACAGUCGUGAUGAGGGCACGACAAAGCCUAUUCACCCUCAGGAGACUGAAAAGAUUUGGCAUGGGUCCUCAGAUCCUCAAAAGGUUAUACAGCUGCACCAUUGAGAGCAUCCUGACUGGUUGCAUCACUGCCUGGGAUGGCAACUGCUCGGGCCUCCGACCGCAAGGCACUACAGAGGGUAGUGCGUACGGCCCAGUACAUCACUGGGGCCAAGCUUCCUGCCAUCCAGGACCUCUAUACCAGGCUGUGUCAGAGGAAGGCCCUAAAAAUUGCCAAAGAAUGUUCUCUCUGCUAUCGCACGGCAAGCGGUAGCGGAGCACCAAGUCUAGGUCCAAACGCCUUCUUAACAGCUUCUACCCCCAAGCCAUAAGUCUCCUGAACAGCUAAUCAAAUGGCUACCUGGACUAUUUGCAUUGUCCCCCCCUACCCAACCCAACCCCCUCUUUUUACGCUGCUGCUACUCUGUUUAUUAUCUAUACAAAGUCACUUUACCUCUACCCACAUGUACAUAUUACAUUUUUGUCAUUUAGCAGACGCUCUUAUCUAGAGCGACUUACAGUUAGUGAAUACAUAUAAUUUUUUUAUACUGGCCCCCUGUGGGAAUCGAACCCACAACCCUGCCGUUGCAAACGCCAUGCUCUAUCAACUGAGCUACAUCCCUGCCGGCCAUUCCCUCCCCUACCCUGGACCAAUUGUGCGCCGCCCAUGAGUCUCCCGGUCGCGGCCGGCGGCGACAGAGCCUGGAUUCGAACCAGGAUCUCUAGUGGCACAGUUAGCACUGCGAUGCAGUGCCUUAGACCACUGCGCCACUCAGGAGUUAUUACCUUGACUAACCGGUGCCCCCGCACAUUGACUCAGUACCGGUACCCCCUGUAUAUAGCCUCGCUACUGUUAUUUUACUGCUGCUCUUUAAUUAUUAUUAUUUUUUAACUUAUCUAUUUUUACUUAACACUUAUUUUUCUUAAAACUACAUUGUUGGUUAAGGGCUUGUAAGUAAGCAUUUCACUGUAAGGUCUACACCUGUUUUAUUUGGCGAAUGUGACAAAUAAAAAUGUAUUUGAUAUCUUGCUAACUCCUGAGUUCAUUGUCACUAAGAGAGAGAGAGAGAGAGAGAGAGAGAGAGAGAGAGAGAGAGAGAGAGAGAGAGAGAGAGAGAGAGAGAGAGAGAGAGAGAGAGAGAGAGAGCGAGAGAGAGAGAGAGAGAGAGAGAGAGAGAGAGAGAGAGAGAGAAGAGAGGAGAGAGAGAGAGAGAGAGAGAGAGAGAGAGAGAGAGAGAGAGAUGAGAGAGAAGAGAGAGAGGACGAGAGAGAGAGAGAGAGAGAGAGACUACUAUUGGACUCAGAGAUCUUCUACUCCUCCUCUAUCUGCUGUUCAUUUGAAUUAGAUUUCCCAUUAAUCCUGACUCCUUCCCCUCUUCUCUUUGUUGUUUUUUCCCAUAUCACCUCUCUGCACCUGAUAGCCACAGGCGUGUCCUGUUUCCUGGGGGCGGGCCUUCUGUCCUUCCUGGUCUAUGUGUACUGCCAGCGCUUCCACAAGCCCUCGCAGGAGUCUGCCAUCAUACACCCAACCACGCCCAACCACCUCAACUACAAGGGCAACACCACACCAAAGAACGAGAAGUACACACCCAUGGAGUUCAAGGUAUUGUCACAGGUACAGUAUACAGGGGUUGUCACUCACGCAGACAUGGACGUCCGCAUGCAGACACACACGUGCAUAAACACACACACACAGUUGUUUUACUAACCUUGUGGGGACACACAAUUGAUUCCCAUUCCAAAUCCUAGUUUUCCUAACCCUAGCCCUAACCAUAACCAUAACCCUGACCCUAACCUUAACCCCAAAACUUAACUUUAACCCUAAACCUAACCUUUAACUCCUAAACCUAAUUCUAACACUAAUUCUAACCCUAACCCCCCUAGAAAUAGCAUUUUUCUUUGUGGGGGCUUGCAAAAUGUCCCCAGUUGGUCAAACAAAAAUCAGUUUACUAUUCUUGUGGGGACUUCUGUUCCCCACCAGUAUAGUUAAACAUGUCCACACACACACACACACACACACACACAGACAUAGACACACACACAGACAUAUACACACAGACAUGAACGCACGAUUUUCUGCGUAGCAAAGAGAUGCGGUAACACCAGCCAUUCAUCUGGUUUUGACAGGAUAUUCCUUAUGUCUAGGGUUAUUUCAUUAUAUGAGGAUGAGUAAUGUUGAGAACUCAGAACUCUUAUUUUCCUUACUCCAUGGAGCCUCACAGCCUCAGUCCUUAUUAAUGGACCCUUUUAGGCUGUUAUAGCCAUGGACUUCCACUGCUGUCUAUAAUGCUGGAACCAUCAUCUCUUGAGAAAAGCAUCAGCCAAAACCUCGGGGCUGGCUCAACUAUAUUGAAUUCAAUAAUACAUGUAAAGUCAAGCUGCACCUGCCUGCCCCACCUUUCCUCUGUUUUGGACCUAUCACCUGCUUGUGCCUAUGAGCCACCUUCCGAUCCCAUCGAUCCGUCCCACCAUGGCAUUGCCAUUCCUACAUACGUCAGGGUUAGCCCUAGGACCAAGGUCAUGAUUCACCUAGUAAACAUAGUUCCAUAUUAUUUUGCCUCCUAAUUAGUCAAGUACUGUGCUAGGACGGUCUGUAUCUCAGGUGAUGGUUGGUGCUUCUCAGAAGGACACCUGAUUGUUUUUCUAAAGCUGUCAGCCACAGGCUGGCUGAGUGAUGUGUUGUGGUACAGUAGUUGAGGCUGGGUCCUAGUACCCUGAUGAUCAGAGCCAUACAGUGAGAGCAGAAGCUUAAUAGCAUAAGGAUGGCUAGGCAGGCCCUGUGUAGCUCAGUUGGUAGAGCAUGGCGUUUGCAACGCCAGGGUUGUGGGUUCGAUUCCCACGGGGGGCCAGUAUGAAAAUAUGUAUGCACUCACUAACUGUAAGUCGCUCUGGAUAAGAGCGUCUGCUAAAUGACUAAAAUGUAAAUACCACAGGUAGCUAGCUAACUAUUAGCCUGACAUCCUAACUGAUUUCGCUAUGUUUAACCUGUGAGCACAGCAUACAGUCUGGUUUAACCAGGUUAGCUAGCUAGAGCCACUCGCUCAACCUGAGAACUACUGCUGUUACCAUUGGUCUUUCUUCACAGGCUCUCACCGCCCUCCUCCAGGGUGUUUCAAAAUGGCUGACGUUGUUGUGCAUUACACUGAUUCUGUAACCCAAUUAUACAGAGCAGCGUUUGGCCAAGAGCUGUUAAGAUAAAUUACAUUACUGAGCAGCCCUCCGUAGUGUUCCCUCCGUCGGCUUGUUGUGGCUUCUAGCCGCCGCGACCUGCCUGUAAAGUGCAAGUGCAUUAUGUUAAGGCUGCGUCCCAAAUGGCACCCCAUUGCCUAUAUAGUGCACUACUUUCCAAAUUGGCCUUGGUCAAAAGUAGCACACUAUAAAGGGAAAAGGGUUCCAUUUGGAAUGCAAUCCUACAGUAAAUGUAUUUUUUGUGCAGUUUCCACAUUAAAAGGGACCUACUGUAAUUUAUUCAUGCCUCUCAUGUUUGUUAAUUGAUUAUGCUUGAUUUGUGGCUGCUAAAUCACAUUUGUUGAAGUUUUUUACCCUUGCUUAAAGAUGCACUUACAGUUGAAGUCAGAAGUUUACAUACACUUAGGUUGGAGUCAUUAAAACUCGUUUUUCAACCACUCCACAAAUUUCUUGUUAACAAACUAUAGUUUUGGCAAGUCGGUUAGGACAUCUACUUUGUGCAUGACACAAGUAAUUUUUCCAACAAUUGUUUACAGACAGAUUAUUUAACUUAUAAUUCACUGUAUCACAAUUCCAGUGGGUCAAAAGUUUACAUACACUAAGUUGACUGUGACUUUAAACAGCUUGGAAAAUGUAUGGCUUUAGAAGCUUCUGAUAGGCUAAUUGACAUAAUUUGAGUCAAUUGGAGGUGUACCUGUGGAUGUAAUUCAAGGCCUACCUUCAAACUCAAUGCCUCUUUGUUUGACAUCAUGGGAAAAUCAAAAGAAAUCAGCCAAGACCUCAGGAAAAAAAUUGUAGACCUCCACAAGUCUGGUUCAUCCUUGGGAGCAAUUUCCAAAUGCCUGAAGGUUCCACGUUCAUCUGUACAAACAAUAGUACGCAAGUAUAAACACCAUGUGACCACACAGCGUCAUACCGCUCAGGAAGGAGACAUGUUCUGUCUUCUAGAGACUAACGUACUUUGGUGCGAAAAGUGCUAAUCAAUCCCAGAACAACAGCAAAGGACCUUGUGAAGAUGCUGGAGGAAACAGGUACAAAAGUAUCUAUAUCCACAGUAAAACGAGUCCUAUAUAGACAUAACCUGAAAGGCCACUCAGCAAGGAAGAAGCCACUGCUCCAAAACCGCCAUAAAAAAGCCAGACUACAGUUUGCAACUGCACAUGGGGACAAAGAUCGUACUUUUUGGAGACAUGUCCUCUGGUCUGAUGAAACAAAAAUAUAACUGUUUGGCCAUAAUGACCAUCGUUAUGUUUGGAGGAGAAAGGGGAAGGCUUGCAAGCCAAAGAACACCAUCCCAACCGUGAAGCACGGGGGAGGCAGCAUCAUGCUGCAGGAGGGACUGGUGCACUUCACAAAAUAGAUGGCAUCAUGAGGAAGGAAAAUUAUGUGGAUAUAUUGAAGCAACAUCUCAAGACAUCAGUCAGGAAGUUAAAGCUUGGUCGCAAGUAGGUCUUCCAAAUGGACAAUGACCCCAAGCAUACUUUCAAAGUUGUGGCAAAAUGGCUUAAGGACAACAAAGUCAAGGUAUUGGAGUGGCCAUCACAAAGCCCUGACCUCAAUCCUAUAGAACAUUUGUGGGCAGAACUGAAAAAGCGUGUGCGAGCAAGGAGGCCUACAAACCUGACUCAGUUAAACCAGCUCUGUCAGGAGGAAUGGGCCAAAAUUCACCCAACUUAUUGUGGGAAGCUUAUGGAAGGCUACCCAAAAUGUUUGACCCAAGUUAAACAAUUUAAAGGCAAUGCUACCAAAUACAGUGAGGGAAAAAAGAAUUUGAAAUGUCAAAAUAAUAGUAGAGAGAAUUAUUUAUUUCAACUUUUAUUUCUUUCAUCACAUUCCCAGUGAGUCAGAAGUUUACAUACACUCAAUUUGUACAGUGAGGGAAAAAAGUAUUUGAUUUUGUACGUUUGCCCACUGACAAAGAAAUGAUCAGUCUAUAAUUUUAAUGGUAGGUUUAUUUGAACAGUGAGAGACAGAAUAACAACAACAAAAAUCCAGAAAAACGCAUGUCAAAAAUGUUAUAAAUUGAUUUACAUUUUAAUGAGGGAAAUAAGUAUUUGACCCCUCUGCAAAACAUGACUUAGUACUUGGUGGCAAAACCCUUGUUGGCAAUCACAGAGGUCAGAUGUUUCUUGUAGUUGGCCACCAGGUUUGCACACUUCUCAGGAGGGAUUUUGUCCCACUCCUCUUUGCAGAUCUUCUCCAAGUCAUUAAGGUUUCGAGGCUGACGUUUGGCAACUCGAACCUUCAGCUCCCUCCACAGAUUUUCUAUGGGAUUAAGGUCUGGAGAAUGGCUAGGCCACUCCAGGACCUUAAUGUGCUUCUUCUUGAGCCACUCCUUUGUUGCCUUGGCCGUGUGUUUUGGGUCAUUGUCAUGCUGGAAUACCCAUCCACGACCCAUUUUCAAUGCCCUGGCUGAGGGAAGGAGGUUCUCACCCAAGAUUUGACAGUACAUGGCCCCGUCCAUUGUCCCUUUGAUGCGGUGAAGUUGCCCUGUCCCCUUAGCAGAAAAACACCCCCAAAGCAUAAUGUUUCCACCUCCAUGUUUGACGGUGGGGAUGGUGUUCUUGGGGUCAUAGGCAGCAUUCCUCCUCCUCCAAACACGGCGAGUUGAGUUGAUGCCAAAGAGCUCCAUUUUGGUCUCAUCUGACCACAACACUUUCACCCAGUUCUCCUCUGAAUCAUUCAGAUGUUCAUUGGCAAACUUCAGACGGGCAUGUAAAGUGGGGAGAACAAGUAUUUGAUACACUGCCGAUUUUGCAGGUUUUCCUACUUACAAAGCAUGUAGAGGUCUGUAAUUUUUAUCGUAGGUACACUUCAACUGUGAGAGACGGAAUCUAAAACAAAAAUGCAGAAAAUCACAUUAUAUGAUUUUUAAGUUAUUAAUUUGCAUUUUAUUGCAUAACAUAAGUAUUUGAUCACCUACCAACCAGUAAGAAUUCUGGCUCUCACAGACCUGUUAGUUUUUCUUUAAGAAGCCCUCCUUUUCUCCACUCAUCACCUGUAUUAACUGCACCUGUUUGAACUCGUUACCUGUAUAAAAGACACCUGUCCACACACUCAAUCAAACAGACUCCAACCUCUCCACAAUGGCCAAGACCAGAGAGCUGUGUAAGGACAUCAGGGAUAAAAUUGUAGACCUGCACAAGGCUGGGAUGGGCUACAUGACAAUAGGCAAGCAGCUUGGUGAGAAGGCAACAACUGUUGGCGCAAUUAUUAGAAAAUGGAAGAAGUUCAAGAUGACGGUCAAUCACCCUCGGUCUGGGGCUCCAUGCAAGAUCUCACCUCGUGGGGCAUCAAUGAUCAUGAGGAAGGUGAGGGAUCAGCCCAGAACUACACGGCAGGACCUGGUCAAUGACCUGAAGAGAGCUGGGACCACAGUCUCAAAGAAAACCAUUAGUAACACACUACGCCGUCAUGGAUUAAAAUCCUGCAGCGCACGCAAGGUCCCCCUGCUCAAGCCAGCACAUGUCCAGGCCCUUCUGAACUUUGCCAAUGACCAUCUGGAUGAUCCAAAGGAGGAAUGGGAGAAGGUCAUGUGGUCUGAUGAGACAAAAAUAUAGCUUUUUGGUCUAAACUCCACUCGCCGUGUUUGGGGGAAGAAGAAGUAUGACCAUCCCAAGAACACCAUGCCAACCGUGAAGCAUGGAGGUGGAAACAUCAUUCUUUGGGGAUGCUUUUCUGCAAAGGGGACAGGACGACUGCACCGUAUUGAGGGGAGGAUGGAUGGGGCCAUGUAUCGCGAGAUCUUGGCCAACAACCUCCUUCCCUCAGUAAGAGCAUUGAAGAUGAUUGGGUCUUCCAGCAUGACAACGACCCGAAACACACAGCCAGGGCAACUAAGGAGUGGCUCCGUAAGAAGCAUCUCAAGGUCCUGGAGUGGCCUAGCCAGUCUCCAGACCUGAACCCAAUAGAAAAUCUUUGGAGGGAGCUGAAAGUCCGUAUUGCCCAGCGACAGCCCCGAAACCUAAAGGAUCUGGAGAAGGUCUGUAUGGAGGAGUGGGCCAAAAUCCCUGCUGCAGUGUGUGCAAACCUGGUCAAGACCUACAGGAAACGUAUGAUCUCUGUAAUUGCAAAAAAAGGUUUCUGUAACAAAUAUUAAGUUCUGCUUUUCUGAUGUAUCAAAUACUUAUGUCAUGCAAUAAAAUGCAAAUUAAUUACUUAAAAAUCAUACAAUGUGAUUUUCUGGAUUUUUGUUUUAAAUUCCAUCUCUCACAGUUGAAGUGUACCUAUGAUAAAAAUUACAGACCUCUACAUGCUUUGUAAGUAGGAAAACCUGCAAAAUCAGCAGUGUAUCAAAUACUUGUUCUCCCCACUCUAUAUGUGCUUUCUUGAGCAGGGGGACCUUGUGGGCGCUGCAGGAUUUCAGUCCUUCACGGCGUAGUGUGUUACCAAUUGUUUUCUUGGUGACUAUGGUCCCAGCUGCCUUGAGAUCAUUGACAAGAUCCUCCCGUGUAGUUCUGGGCUGAUUCCUCACCAUUCUCAUUAUCAUUGCAACUCCACGAGGUGAGAUCUUGCAUGGAGCCCCAGGCCGAGGGAGAUUGACAGUUCUUUUGUGUUUCUUCCAUUUGCGAAUAAUUGCACCAACUGUUGUCACCUUCUCACCAAGCUGCUUGGCGAUGGUCUUGUAGCCCAUUCCAGUCUUGUGUAGGUCUACAUUCUUGUCCCUGACAUCCUUGGAGAGCUCUUUGGUCUUGACCAUGGUAGAGAGUUUGGAAUCUGAUUGAUUGAUUGCUUCUGUGGACAGGCAUCUUUUUUACAGGUAACAAGCUGAGAUUAGGAGCACUCCCUUUAAGAGUGUGCUCCUAAUCUCAGCUCGUUACCUGUAUAAAAGACACCUGGGAGCCAGAAAUCUUUCUGAUUGAGAGGGGGUCAAAUACUUAUUUUCCUCAUUAAAAUGCAAAUCAAUUUUUAUAAAAAUUUACAUGCGUUUUUCUGGAUUUUUGUUGUUGUUAUUCUGUCUCACACUGUUCAAAUAAACCUACCAUUAAAAUUAUAGACUGAUCAUUUCUUUGUCAGUGGGCAAACGUACAAAAUCAGCAGGGGAUCAAAUACUUUUUUACCUCACUGUACAAAUUGAGUGUAUCUAAACUUCUGACUCACUGGGAAUGUGAUGAAAGAAAUAAAAGCUGAAAUAAAUCAUUCUCUCUACUAUUAUUUUGACAUUUCAAAUUCUUAAAAUAAAGUGGUAAUCCUAACUGACCUAAGACAGAGACUUUUUACUAGGAUUAAAUGUCAGGAAUUGUGAAAAACUGAGUUUUAAUGUGUUUGGCUAAGGUGUAUGUAAACUUCCGACUUCAACUGUACAGUACCCAGCACUGUAGCCCACUUUUCAACUUGUAAGAAUAUAAUAUAUUGAUAUUGCUCCUGUCUGAGUCAUUGGUAAACUAAACCAUCUGUUAUAACACUGUUCUGAAACUCUUAUGUCACUGUUAUAACACUGUUCUGACUGUUUUCUCUACUCUUCCCACCUCACCCAGACACUAUCAGUAUGUUACACUUUACUGUACGUACCUUUUACAGUGUUUUCUGUCUAAUUUUCUAGCCAUUGUCACCUGUUAUGACUGUGUUCUCUCCUCUUCCAGACCCUGAACAAGAACAACCUGCUCCCAGACGAGAGGUCUAACUUCUACCCAACGCCCCUGCCGCAAACUAACGUUUACACCACCACCUACUACCCCACAGCGCUGGGAAAAUACGACUACAACAGGCCUGACUCCUCCCCUUCCCCCUGCAGAACCUAUAACCACAGCUGA